AUGAGAGGCUGGAGAAUCAUUGUUCGCCGGCGUGGCGUUCGAUAUUUGAAAUACGGUCGCUCAUGGCUCCGCAUAAGACGAUACGGCAGAAGAUACCGGGUCAUUUACCGCGGUAAAAGAUAUCUCAUUUUCCGUGGAAAAUCCAGAUACCAAGUGCGAUUCCGUCGAAAGUGGAGGUAUAUUAAACGUCGUGGUAGGAGUCGUUACAUUCGGAUCAGGAGAAAAUGGGUUCGGGUAAAUCGACGAAGACGUUAUUUUAUGCGAUUUAAAGGACGAAGACUUGCAGUGAGGAGAAGAAGAGGAAAAUUCCAACUUAGAUGGAAGAGACGAUGGCUAGGAGGGAGGCGCGCGCGCUACGGAAGGCGUCGCGUGCGAGGUAGUAACGAACAAUUUGUUUAUAGAACAAGCCGUAACACUUAGUUCUAGAAAGAGAAAUUUUUUGAUACGUAAUGAUAAUCUGCAUUCAAUACAUUCAAAAUUAUUUGCAUAGUGGUGGAUAGUCUGAGGGAACUUUCGUUACAAAAUGGUAGAACUUGUUUGGUUUAAAGAGUGAUAAAAUUCAGUACCAUGAAACUUGUUGCAAGAAACAGAGUGAUCUGCGUUGUCUUGGCUGUUUGUUUUAAGUUUAAGGUUGUAGCGGCGACGACUCGAGUGCUAGAAUGAUUAAGAUAUCUUCUCCUUUUUGUAUUUGACGUUGAAAAUAUACCUUAUAUGGAUGCAUCGAAAAAUAGAACGAGGAAAAGAAAGACAGUCUCAACUGUCGUGACUGCCGGUGUGGCAACAGUGGGUGGAUACACCUUGAUGCUUGUACCAACGUUUGGAAGCCUGCUUAAUUCGGCAAACUAAUUUAAAAUCCUGAUCGUUUUUUCGUUUUGCCUUAUUUUUAUCUAAUUUUCCUUCGACGAGUGUUAGGUGAAAAGUCGUCGCAUUACAAACGUAGACAACAAGAUUCAAGACGCACCCAUGCUCAUUGACGGCUGUUUCCAAGUAAUUGGCAAUUAAUUGGCUAACUGGCAAUAAACUACAGAGUAUGGACAGGCAUGACGUCUCCUGUAACGCCCAGGUCAAACGCCUUACUUCAUUAGCUAAAGCUAUUGUUCUUGCUCAUUAGUAUCAUAUUAGGCUCAUGUGAAUCACGGCGUUUCACCCUACUGUUCUUCCACUGACAAAAUUCACAGUCCGCUCGAGAUAACAUCGUUAUAUGUUACCAAAAAGGUUUUUCACCUGCUCUGGCGAAGACACGUAGUAUAGAAAGUUCCAUAACUCAGAGCAAAAAUUAAGAAAAUGAAACGAAAAUUAAUGCUAUUUUCUCCUGAAAUUCUGCAAGGCCGGCGAGGUAGGAGACGAAGAAGAAGACGAAGGAGGAGACGAAGGCGAAGGCGAAGAAGAAGACGAAGGCGACGUAGGAGAAGAGGCAGAGGAAGACCGCGAAGGCGUAAGUUUUCUCACCAACACCGCAAUAACGAAACUAUUCCUAGGCUUGUCCAGUCGUCCAGGGAUACUUUUCAGUUAACCUUUACAUCAUAAGUAAUUAUUUGUUAGCUUUCUGUUAUUCCAGUAAUACUGCUGAUCUGAGUCACCAAAAGGUAAUUAACGAAGGUCCCGCAUGUUGUUCAGCCAAAAAGGUGUCUUCGCGGCACCAUUUUGACGCAGGAAGGACCCUCGUGGUACCUGGAUAUAUAAAGAUGCCACCUUAAUGUUUGCAAAGUUUUGGAAUUAUGACAAACUGUUAUUCCCAAUAUUUAAACAGCAUUUACUUUUUUGACUCGAGCAAGAAUGCCGGAAAUGGCAUCUAAAUUAGCUACAUUUCCCUUAGAACUAAGUAAAAAAUCUUGUUUAAGACGCUAAGCAUGUAAAAGCCAGCAACUGUAAUUUUAAGAAAGUUUGCUGCUGGACUUAAGUAAUGAAUACAUCGCAGUUUUAGUCCUUACUUUGCAUUUUUGAAAGGCAAGAGAAAAUACUAUAAAUUUGGAACAUUUGAUGUGAAGAAUGUUAAAAAUUUUAAGUUCUUUAUGUAAACGAAAAGAAAAGAGGAAGAACUGCGAAUUACUGUAGUUAAAAAGUGUCUUUUGACUUAUACAGGUAGACGACGUAUCAGGUAUCGAGGUAAAAAACGAAUCCUGAAAAUAAGAAGAAGGUACUUCUUUGGACUUCGCAGAAAGAGACCUAUCCGUAAAUUUAGGAGAAGACUUAGGAUUAGGAUCGGUAAGCGCUACAAGAGGAUCAAACGCUGGGGAAGACGCUGGCGCGUCCGAAUCAGAAGAAGAUGGUGCAGGCUAAGACGGCGUGGACGCUAUUGGUCUUACCGAAGGCGACGAACGUGGAAGCGUAUCAAACGUGUCAGGCUGGUUUUAAGACUCCGAAAACGACUCCUACGGGUCAGGAGACGAAAAAAGAUGUGGUACUUGAGGAAAGGAAAACGUUGGAGGCGCGUGAGACGCCGAAUUCGCUGCAGCAUACGUAUCCGUGGAAAACGCAUUAAAGUCAAGCUGAUAGGUAGAAGAGGUGCGAAGGUCUUCCGAAAAGGUCGCUAUGGUAAAGCAAUAAGGAUCCUCUGGAGACGUGAGUUGAUAAUGAUGAUUUAACUGAGGUUUGUGAGUAGCUAACCACCUAUCCCCUCCCUAAAGUCAACACUUAACACUAACUUCUCAGUUAGGACAAAAUUGUGACUUAAGGGAGGGGUUGGUGGUUAGUUACCCAGAAACCCCAAUAGGGCAGUUGCACUAAGAGGUCACGUGACCAAUGCUUCCUUUAAACGAUGAGUUGGAAUCUUGCUGAUGCCAACAAUUGACAGAGCACAUAAAAAUUAUCUUACUCCCGAAACUUGAGAGGAAACGCAUUUAAGGGAGAUAUUUUAAGGCACUUUGAUUUUUUAACAAAGUAGUAUGAUUUGUAUUGGCCGCCAUGUUGGAAGGGAUACUCUUGCCCUCCAACAUGGCGGCCAAAACUACUUUUUGCUUAUAUCUUGUUAAAAGUUUGAUAGUUACUCUCAGAUGUGCUGUAAACGUUACCACAUCAUCUUUUCAACAUUUCCCUUGAACUUCCAGUGUAAAAUUUGUGUUCAGAAAGAAGUUAUCCAUAAUUUUAAAAUCACAUUUUGGUCACGUGACCAGCUACGAACUUACUCAUUUUAAGGAAAUGGUGCGGGUUUGAAAAACCAAAUCACUAUUAUUUAAGAUAUGACCCCCUAAUCAUUUUUUGAAGGCAAAAUCAUAUAACUUUCAUUUUCAUAAAAACGAUGUCACAUGACCUCUUAGUGCAAAUGGCCUAUUGAUCCGAUGAUUGUUGGCUUGUUUUGUGAUGUUAUAGAGGCUCAGUCAAUUCCGAUCUUACCCAUCGUCCCUACUCGGACAUUUUUCGGGCCUUUUGUCGGACCAAUAAGAUCCUUCCAAACUUAAAAAAGAACAAAUGCCCCGUCCCUGAAACGAGGCAAAAUUAAUACUCUCUUGAAAAAGCCAAAGCUAAAAUCUGUGCCCAAAUUAACUGAAGGAAACAGUUCAACAUCAACAGAUCAUUGAAUUUAAAUUUUCAAAAAGAAAAAAAAACCUGAGAGAUUUUCCCGUUAAUUUGCGGGGAAUUAAUGCUAAGAAAGGACAACGAAAUGUUAUAUCUUUUCCUCCAAAAAUAACAACAUUUUCCCCUGGAAAUCGAAGGAGCUUGAAGCAAUUUCCUUGAAGAAGUGGGGUCCACUUUUAAGAGCUUUAAUUUCGCAAAAUAUUUUAAUCAAUAUGCAAAUAAAAUUGAAUAUUUUCAUAUUAUUGCUGCGCCUGUAAAAACUCUUGAGUCACCCUAAAGAAAUUUGUGGAAGUGCAGUUGUACUUUGUUACUAGUUUGCAAAACAAAUUAUUGAUACGCAUUAAUUGUUACAAUAAUUUUUGUUCGCCCUUUGAGGCAAUGUUUGUUUCUUAGCCUUCAAGAGGAAGAAAGCGGUUUAUUUCACUGAAUGAAAUUGUUAGAAAACGUUUAGUCAUAAAAAAAGUAACAAAUGCUUGUUAUUUUAUGGUAGGACGAUAUGGCCGAAGAGGACGUAGAGCAAGGCGUAAGUAUUAUCUUCUUGCAAUAUUUAGAACGGGCUUAAUAUCCGACCACUCUCUACUAAAGGAAGUCCAACGCCGCUGACAUUUGAUCUCCAUGGAAGCACGACUGAUUCACUCCUUCCUUUUCCGUCUCAUUCCCAUUUUUUGCCAUCAUCCAUUCCACAUCCAUUUUUUAAAUUUUUGUUCUUAUUCUCAGGCCGUAGAAGAAGAAGACGUCGAAGGCGACGACGAAGGCGUAAGUUAUUCCUUUACUUCGUUACUUUCAUUUCUUAGGGCCUCUUCACAUGAGCCCGGUAGACCGUGCUGGCCCGGUUUCCGAGAUCUCACCUUGCCUCUAAAUCCUUUGUAAAAUGUUUGAUGUGUUCAUAUGAGAAGGCGGACUGGCACGGUUCCCGAGAUCUCGGUUUUUCAAUCCGGGAUCUCGUUAAGCGGGCUAGAAAAUUUUGCCGUAUGAACACUUCACUCCGGUUACCGGGAUGAAAGCGGCAAGAAUUCGACGGCCCAGAUGGCAUCGUGUUGCUUUGCCCACUGUAUUUUCCACAUCAUAAGCAUCCCAUUUAACCGCAGUGAUACAGCUGUAAGAGUUGCCAAAGCUACCAUAGGCGCAAAAGUUAUAACUUUGUGUUUCGCCCAAGCGAAAAUUGGUCCCGGUAACGGGGCAAUCCCGGUCAACAGGGCUCAUGUGAAGAGGCCCUUGUAAUUAGCUACCGUAUUAUUUUAUUGGAACCUUUUCUCAGCAAGUGGAAGCGAUAUGUAGGGGUCAAAGCACAAAAAGUCAUCUGCAAGUUUAUUGGUAAAUACAAUUCACAUUAACAUGUAGUGAUUUUGAACAAUUUAUAUAUUACUUGGAAGGAAGUUAAUAAACCUGUAAAAUUAAAAAAGGUAGAAAUCUCAUCACUGAUGCUAUGAUCGGGUCACCUUGCCAGCAGAUCCUUUCAUUUGUUUGCUUGAUUUUGGCGUACUCGAGAAAGACUCUGCAUGAAUUGAGUAAGGCCUUUUUUGAGCAUGCACGGCAUGUUGCUAGGAUAUAGUCUCGAACCCAGGCCUUAUAGCCGUGCGCUUGGUACAGCAGGCUCUGUUAUGACCAUCGGUUUAUCAAUAAACUGAUGCUCGCGCUCCUAAACACCAGUACGACGAGAGUAAACAAGAUUGACUAGUCAAUCAGCAACCUCCCUUUCUGUUGUCUCAUGCUCAUAAUCUCAUGAUCGUGAUCUCUUGCUAAUUUUAUCAAGGCUCUUGAAAACUUGCCACCUUUAAUACAAUCAAUAUUCUCUCCCUGGUGAAAAGGUCAAGAAAUUGUCAAUGGAGCUUUAGUUUUUUUUAAAAAGAGGCUUCGUCACGCGAUUUUCUAUCCUUGGCUGAAGCUUUGUUCGCAUCCAUUAAAUUCCAAAAAUCAUACCCCCAGUUUUGUUACUUUAGACUAUAUUUCGGCAUUUUAACUGUUCCUGUCGUCUGUUGCAAUGAAUGGCAAGAGUGCACAUGGAGUUUUUUUUGAUGCUAUGCUUGCACCAAAAAUCACCAAAACAUAAUUAUGGCCAGUACUCGCUAAUGAGAUUUGUUUGAUAUCGUCUCAUAACUCUACAGGAGGAGCAGUUUGUGUAUGGGGAAAAGUAAUAAGCCUUUCACUGCCAGAAUGAAUGAUAGUUGACUUUGACCGCUCUUGACAGUGAAAGGGUAUAAAAUAGUGACUUAGAAUUGACCUAAUACAACAGUAUCCUCGUGACAUAACCCCUUUAACGACGAUAAGCCAAGUAAAUGAAAAUACCUUAGAUUUUUUCGAAUUUCCUUUUAGGUAACCGAAGACCAAAGAUUCUCUACAGGAGGCGUAUCCGGCCAAUACGACGCGGGCGCCGUGGCAUUAAAUUCAGAAUAGGGCGUCGCACCUUCCGCUAUGGUAGAAUAACAUCCAGGGUGAAACUCUUCUUCCGAAGAGGAUGGUACCGUCCCAAGCGCUUCGGACGCCGUUGGAGAAUACGCGUUGGUAGACGAACUUGUCGUGUCAUAAGGCGCGGAAAGUCAUGGCGAGUGAGGUAUGGAAAACGAUGGAUUAUUACCAGGAAGUUCCAGUUCCGUGUCGGACGUACAUACAGGACUGUCACCCGACGCGGACGUUUCUAUUCUAUGCGGUUCAAGCGUCGGACUGUGAAGUUUAGGUUCUACCGCCGUCGAUUCUUUAAAUUCAAAGGAAGGCGCAUCUUUAUAAGACGAUCAAAGCGAAUUGGACGAAGGAGGUACUACAAGUUCAAAGUGAAGGGUGUUUUGAUCAGUCGAAGAAGACGCUUCCGAAGACGAAGGCGAAUUAGAUGUAAGUGCACUCUCUUACGGUGGCGGAUUCAGAUUAUUUGGGAGCAACAACGACGGCGAAAGCAGCGAAAACGUCAUUAUUAUAAAGACUUCGCUUCUUUUCCAAACCUGUCGCGAUUAUUCCGCCUCGUGUAAAGUCUCAAAUGUAGGUGACGUUCCCAGGUCAAGAGGGAGAAAAAAAUUUGUCGUCUUGUGUUUAUGUCCUCAAUAAAACGUCGCUUGAGGUUAAUUUCACGUCGUGGUCGUACAGUGUCGGCAACGAAAUGUACAAGAAAGGUUGCUGCAGGUGCACAGUUAAACCUGUCGCUUUUGUGACGUUCUCAUUACUGUUGCCGUCGUGGUUGUUAAAUCUCUCUCUUUUUAAGUGAGUGGGGCGGGGGGGGAGGGGCAGUCAUCCAGACCCUAAGAUAAGAUGAUGCGCCCGGCCUAGAAAAUAAUUUUUCUUGGCUAUGGGGUUUCAAUUUGGAUUGAAGAUAAUGUGGGUGCUCGACUGGGGUCCCCCAGGCCCGUCCACUGGAUUUGCCAUCCUGAGCUUAAUAGGCCUCUGCGAAAAAAUACCAUAAUAUUCUCAAAUUACCGUUUUGGUCGAGCUUCAAGUAGCCUGAGAAAACAGCCGACAUUUGGCGACGCUUCCACUGGCUUUCCCGCCAAAUGACGUCUGAGAAACGAGCGCAGAAAUUCCAUACUCUUCUGAUUGGUCGUACCGCGUAGGAAAAUUGUUUCAACCAAUCAGAAGCACCACCCAGCUAUGGGUAGUGCGCGUCAUCAGUAUGGAAUUUCUGCGCUCUUUUCUCAGACGUCAUUUGGCGGGAAAACCAGUGGUAGCGUCGCCAAAUGUCGGCUGUUUUCUCGGGCUAAGCUUCAAGUAAAUCUUACUUUCACUUUACCAUUUGUUCUUUGCACGAACUGCACGUGCAAUGGCCGAUUUGUAAGAUUUUUUUCGAUAUCAAGUCUACGUUUAAAGAAGUCUCUGGUAUGUCGGAAGCAAAUACCUCGAACUUCCAUUCGGGUCAGAACAUUUGCUCGCUUCUAUUUGAGGGAUCAUGGUUAUUGAUAUUUACGUUGUGGAGUCAGAAACAGGCCCAGAUGUGGCAAUUUCUUUUUCACCUAUUAUAAUUAUUAUCUGUAUAACACAUGUUGGUUUUAAAUUAUAUCAUCUGCGAUUUUGAUAACUAAGUCGAGUUUAUUAUUAUUGUUUGCAGUCCGUAGAAGAACCUACGCCAGGAGACGAAGUAAGUCCUUUUUCAGUUUGCAAGAUAUAUAUGAGAAACUUUAUUUUCCAUCGAAACAAAGGCUAUUGGUCUCGAAGAGUCCCGCAGUGUCUAAUUAUCGCUUCACUCCCCCACUAACUUUGAAUAAUUAAGAUGAAAUCCUAUGGUGUUACCAUUAAAAUGAAACCACUUUGGCAGAACCUUUUCGUACUGCUAUUAUUUCUUUUUUUAGGAUUUUACAAAACAGAACUUUGAGUUUUUUGGUGAAUUUUUCUGUUGGCCACCAUUAGGAAUGAAGUGGUUAAGGAGCUCAACUAGACGGAAACAAUUACUCCUCUUUGCCAGAUGAACUGUAAUGAGAGGCACCGAUCAUAUAUAGCUGCUAUAGCUUCUGACAAUAACCCGCAUAAUAUCCCCCUCCCCCCUCCCCCCCAUCAACAACGCACCCUAGGUUCUACAAGCAAUAUUGCGGGUCUGACGAGGUGUUAACCUGCAAUGAGAGGAGGCGUAAGACGACUUGAAUGUAUGCAAGGACAGCUAAGAAACACCUUAAAAAAGAUGUCCUUUUCUAAAACAAGCGGGACUUGUAUUGCACAAAUGUACGCUUUUUUCGUUGAAUUUUCGGUCAAUUUUAUGAUGGAGAAGAAAAUGAUGUUUACUGUUGUGGGUGCUGAUCGAGUAGUUUUGUCAUAUUAUUUAGUGUAAUUUCAGAGGAUAGCCCUUUAGACAAUUUGACCUCUUUUGAAUAUUACCAUUUAUCAGGACGAAGACGACCAAGAUUGCUGUUCAAGCGUAAACUUCUCAAACUAAGACGAGGAAGGCCUGUAUUCCGUGUGAAAAUUGGCGGACGAACGCGAAUUUAUCGAAAAAUCGGGCGACGAAUGAGGAUUAAGUGCCUUGGCCGUUGGCGUCGCUUAAAAUUCCGCCGAAAUAGGUGGAAGGUGAAGAUAGGCACGUGGCGAGGUAUCUUAAGGAAAGGUCGUCGGUGGUAUGUGCGUCACAAAAGGCGUUUAAUUCGCCUUCCUCGAAAACCCAGCACGCUACAAAUUCGUCUCCACAGACGUUACAGACCAGUAAUGGUCCGUGGAAGGCGAUAUUUCGUAAAAUUCGGUCGGCGAUAUCGAGUUCUUAGGCGCAAGUUUACAUGGUUCGCAAAAUACAAGGGACGAAAACUUACGGUAAAGAGAAAAGGAAGACUUGGCUUUGUUCGUUUUCGCGGAAAAUUGUAUCGGGGAAGAAGACUUCGAUUCAUAAGGCGUCGAAGAGGUACGAGGUGGUAAUUUUUUCUCUGUGUAUCACUCUGUGACGAACCUAAAAUACCGUAAAUCCUCUAUUAAGCCCCCCCCCUUCCCCGCUCGCUCUAAUAAGUUCCCCAUCUAUUUUAAGAUCCUCCCCCUUUAUUCUUAUGAUAUACUGUAUUAAUCAGUUACGACUUAAACGCUUUACGUGGACUGAUCCGGUAUGAUUUAUCCAAGUGCUGGGAGUUCAGAUUUGUUUUUGAUCUUCGGCUGCAUUACCUCCACCUGUAUGUGCCUGAGCUUUUCCCGUUUGCGUUCUAGUUUUUAUGAAGAAUUGAUACCAUCAUCUUUGCUAAAUUAAAUACCAACUCUCCCGCAAAAGCUACCUCGUCAAACUUGCUUGAAAUGAAUUAGCCCCCAGAGGCCUAAAAGAAGAUUUACGGUAGGCCGCUUAGCAGUUUUUAAUGAUGUAAAGGCGUGAACGAUUGUAUCUUGGUAUGAGUUUUACUUGAGAAAGAUUAUCAAGUCUUCACAUCAAUUUGACAAAGAAAAUAGAGAGAUUUAGAAUUACGUUUAUGACAAAUAGCAAACCUCAGAUUCAAGUUGACCAUUUUUGAAAUUAUGAUAAUAAGCAAAUAAAAACCAGGAAAAUUAGUUGUUGUAGAUGAACUGAUAUGAAAGUUACUCAGUUUUGUGGAAAUAUAAACAACAGGAAAAGGGAAAAAUUCGUCACGUGGUACAAAUUGACCUUUGCAGUUUGCCGCGAUUGUGAUUCUUAGUCUCAAUUAUGCACUGUUACCACUGAGGUACUGUGAGUGUGCCAUUUAUUUUUUUUUUACCAAGUUCCAUGCUUAGCCUUUUAUGAAUACAAUGUAAUGUUAAACCCUGUGCCAUUUUCUUUAAAUAGAUUUUAAGCUAACUUUGGUCGCCAUCUUUUAAAAGCGUUAAACCUAACAUAAAACCUGAAUUAUCGCACUCAAACAACAGUCACUGGCAACAUCUAUUUAGCAAAUAAACUUUGUUGGACUAUUCAUAGGUGGUGUUUCUUUUCCAGGACGCCGUCGAAGACGAAGGAGAAGGCGAAUUGUUAGAAGGCAACGUCAAAGAAGGCGUAGACGGCGAAAGAGGAGGCGAAGACGGCGUAGACGACGCAGGCGAAGGCUAAGGCGAAAACGAAGGGCCUUGAGACGUUCUGUGAUACGUGUCUUUGCCCGUGGGGCGUGGAGACCUGCCCUUAGAAGGAAAGGAACAAUGAGAGUCCUUUGCGGGCGUAGAUGGAAAGUAUUGAGGUAAGUAACGAUUGUCGGUAGUGCCUACGCGCUGAACAAAAAUGGUACAGCUGCCUGGCGCUUGAAACCCCCUCAAAUCAAUACACAGAGUCAUAGACAGACCAUGUUCCCAAUUAAACAUGUGAAUAUAUUGACCUCAGAUAGAGAGCAAUUGGCUCCCAGCGUUGAUGCAGAUCUCAAAUCUGGACUUUUUAUCUCCUGUUAUGACGGUGUGCUAUUGACAUAACUUGUCCUUCAAGCGCCAAACUGUUUUCUCCUGACGUGACUUGGCUGUUAGUGUUUCUUAAGGAAAAAACCACCUCCCAAAAUUCGGCUUCAGCUAUGUUUAUCGCUUAAAAUUUAAAAAUUUCUCCAUUGCAGAUAUCGAAAUGGCAGAGCUAGGGUUGGUAGAAGAGGGCGGUGGUUUAGCAUCAAAAGGAAAAUCAAGGUCUUCUAUGCGAAAAGAUGGAGACGCCUGCGAUUCAUCCGUCGGGUAACCAAAAUACGAUACUUGAAAAAAUACAGAACAGUCAAACUGGGAAGAGUCAGUGUUAUGCUCAGAUACAAACGGAAAUGGAUGACGAUUCGCCGACGAAGGAAACGCAGGGGGUAUAGAAGAACCAAACGCCGGCGCAGACGCAGGAGGCGAAGACGAAGAAAACGAAGGCGUCGACGAAGGAAACGAAGACGAAGGAGGAGGAGAAGACGACAACGGCGACGACGACGAAGACGACGAAGGACGCGACGUCGCUGCGGAAUACGUUUCCGGUACAGACGAAGAUGGAGAAGAGUAAUCAGAAGAAGAGGAAAGCUCUUUUUCCGUCGGGGGAAACGUUUGACGAGAAUAACGUAAGAAUUUUCACCAAAAAUUAUUCCUUUAGCCAAGCUUUCAUUGACCCUAAGGGGACAUAUUUCAGUAAAUUCGAUAUCAGAAUAUUAUUGAGAUUUUAUCUGAACAAUUUUUCUAUUUCCUAAAAAGAAACUGCUCAAGGUUUUGUGAUAUUCAGUUUUUGAACCCCGCAAAAAUACUUCGCCGUCUUAAUUUUAUUCUAUUUUGUUUCAUUACACUAUUUUUUCUGUUGGAUCGAUGGCUUAGAUCUUGUAAAUGUCAAAAGUUCACUUCGGUAUACGUUCUGUUCUUUUCGUUUUGGCAGGAUCGUGGUAAGCAAAGUAUAAAAGAGAUCUCGCAUCCUAUAAUAACAAACAUUUUUCCUUGGUCAUUUUGAAAUAUACUGUCAGCUGGAAAUAUAUGAGAUAGGUCUAGAACUGAGAAUUUCCUAGGGGUCUGAGACAGUCUGAAUGUCCGAGAAUUCUCUAAGUUCCAAUUGCUAACCGAAACUCGAGCGGCUUCCGAGUAUUGCUAGCUUUCAGACCUCGGACCAGCUGACGGCGUAUUUCAAAAUUGCUGCAAAAUACAAAACAUGAGGCAAGUUAUCUGUAUUCAAUUAUUAUUAUUAUUAUUAUUAUUAUCAUUUACUGGAUGUGAGUCUCCUGUACUUUCCUUAAGAGGAUUCGGAUAUGAGCGCCCCACGUGAUCGAAGUCUAAACGUUCUCUGCGACGAUUUCGCUUGUCUAGUCCCGAUUAGCUCCCCUGGGUAGUGGGGGAUCAAAAGGUUCUAAGCGUUAGUCUUUUAAUUAAUGUAUUACUUCUCACGAAGAAGUUCCUUGAAAUAAGACAAGUCUUACGACCGACAGAGAAUAACCAACUAUCCCACGAUAUUGCUUAGAUAAUUUCAGUUUGUCUCACCCACAAUAUAUUUCAUUUCUUGGCUUUGCGGAGUAAAGCUUAGUGCACUAUGUUUGUAUCUUUUUGGUGUUCAUAGAUACCGUAGACGCUUGUUGUAUAUCAAACGUCGUCGUGGCUGGCGCCGAAUCCGUGGAAUACGAAACAGGUUGAAGUUUAGAGUUGGAAUUAAGUGGAGAAAGGCAAGAGUUAGGCGCGGAAGGUUGUGCGUACGACGAGGACGGCGAUAUAGGAGGAUAAAAAUUACCAGAAGAGGAACUGUGCGCAUCCGGUACGGACGAAGAGGAAGACGACGGUGGAAAAGAAUUACCCGACGAAAGGGAAGGAGAAGAAGGCGACGAAGAAAUACUAGAGGGGUAUUGAGAAGGCGGAGGCGGAGACGAAAAAGGCGUAGACGCAGGCAAAGACGACGGAGGAGAAGCAGACGGCGUCGGCUACGCAGAAGAAGAAGGCGAAGGAGACGAAUGAGGAGAGUGAAACGAAGGAGACGUCGCUGCGUGAUGCGUUACCAAUAUCGCCGCGUUUGGAGAAGAGUCUAUCGCAGACGUGGUGGUUUUAGGAUCAAAAUAGGAAGGAAAUUGAAGCGAUUCAGGUAGUCAUAAAAAUGACUUUCUUUUCCUCCUUAAUGUUUUUUGUAACUUACAGGUACAUUACGAUCCAAAGAAAAUCCGAAAUUACCGCCUUGUGCCGAAAUUACGUGCGGUUGUAAGAGACACUUUUACCGUGAUAAAUGACCCUUUGACCAUGGGCAGGUCUUUCUCAGGAUAAAUUUACAAUGGAAUAUAUUCAUGGAUACGUCAAAAAGAACAAAGAAACCGCCCAUGACAUUUAACGUGGUAAAUAGCGAGGGUGUUUCGAUACUCAUGGCAAGGAAACCAAUCAGGAUUGUUCACUGGACACCAACAUGAAACUGCAACUAUCUAUUGUUUGAUUUAGGGGGUUUCUUGCGGCUUUUCCCGGAAAGAUCAAUUUUGACAAGAACGAUUUUCACGUUAAGUGAAAUGGAAAUGGAAAUUUGAGGCCUAGAUGUAAAGAACGUUGUAUACCUUCAGGAAUAAAAUAGCAAAUGAAAUAUUCCUCAAAUCAUACCUGAAUUUCCAACAUAACAUGAAAUCCUGCCAUGAUCGACGGCGGUUAUUACCGCAGUAACUCGAAUGAAGCCGUAAGAGCGGCUAAUUUACCUCGAAAAUUACUUUAUGUAUUACUACGGUAAACAAAAUUCACGUUAAAUUUACCGCGGCUUUUCUACUGUAGGAAAUUCCUUCUACCUUGGCCGGUGUGUGUAACCGAACUAUUUUGCUGGAUUCUUCGGUCUGAAUUUUGGAAAGUAACAAACAGAAGAAUCCAUUUCGGUAGAUUCUUUUUCUUGCAAGAGGAACUUUGCUUGUUUGUUUGUUUGUCUAUUUUUCCUUUGUAUUUAAGAUUAAAUUGUGGAUUUAAACUUUUAGUAUCUACUCUGCUAGAGAUAUGGUUUGGAAUAGAUUGCUGGCACGUUGCCAGCAGAGAAUCUCAGUGCAAGACAAAGCUUUUUUAAAAGCUCUAUUAGUCUAAAAUUAAAAUUUGGUUCCAGAUUGUACAUAUAUAGGUACGGGAUUAACUGCUUUUCCGCACGUCUACUUCCUGUAUAAGUAACAUCGCUUUCAUCAUUACAACUUGACUAAGAGGGAAUCUAGUCAGGUAAUGGCGGAACGUUUUAUCACAGAAAUAAAUUAGAAUUCAUUUUGACUUCUCUUUGAAAAGAAGCUUAAUGCCUUGAAUUAGCGUGGUGCAUUAAACAUUGAACUGUGUUUUGUGUUUUCACCGCAGUGCUUUAAGAGGUCUAUUUUUAUACUAAGCAGGAGGGUUAAACAAAGGAAAAGGGUGUGGAAAAACAACAGUUACAGCCUGUGUAAUUUUCUAAUCCAAGCAAUUUUACGUGUUUUUAGCUUGCGUAGAGGACGGGUUAAGAUUGGUCGUGGGCGCUAUAGACCAGCUGGCAGACGCCUGAAAGUGAGAGUUGGCUUAAGGUUUAGACGACCAAAGCUGUAUCGUGGAAAAUGGAGAAUCAAAUACAGACGAAAGUUGAGGCUACUUAGAAUCUCACGGAGGGGUAUACGUUUGCGAUAUAAGCGAUCUUGGAAGAGGGUGAUAAGACGGCGUAGAUAUGGUAGAAGAAACAGAAGGCGUAAGUUGAGGAGAAGAAGAAGGAGAAGACGAAGAAGGAGAUUGAGAAGACGAAAAAGGCGCAAGAUUAGGCGACGGCAACGUAGGCGGAGGAGACUAAGAAGAAAGGCACGUCGCAGGAGGCGAAGACGAAGAGGUCGUGGUCGGUGCGUGCUGCGUGUCCGUUAUGGUAGGCGGUGGAGAAAGGUGUAUCGAAGGAGAAGACGCCUGGUAUUCCGUUUACGGGGAAAGAACGUACGGUUAAGGUACGUUUACUUUGGGUGAAAGACAAGCCGCGCUUAUCUGAAUGCGGUUGAAUUUCCCCCUUCAAAAACUCCAGGGAGAAUGAGUAUAAACUUUGAGUGCAGAGAUUUCUGUUUACAUGAUUGGUCGAUUGUGCUGAGUGCAACCAUUAUUCAUCAUAAGUAGCACUUGUCCAACUAAAUGAUCCCAGAAAUCAUAGCGCCAACGUCUCGUACCCAUUCCUCAUAUAGUCUCCGGAAUGAGCAAUUCUGCUUAGAGGUCUAUAUGAAUGAAAUCUUCUUUUGUUUUGGAAGAAAGUUGUAGUUGUAAGAGUAAAACAGGACCUUUUUAUUCGUGCGAAUUAUAUGUUAUAUUGGAGUAGAUGUUGACAAAUCGUUUAGGUCUAGGCUUUCCACACACCUUGAAAGUGCUUGAACUUUUAAAAAAAAUUCGCCUUGAAAGUCCUUGAAAAUUGCAGUCGGUGCUGGAAAGUCGUUGAAUUACAAUGCUAACUUUGUAGUUUAAGGAGAACUGCAAAGGAAAAGGAGCAAACGCAGAAAGACUUUUGGGAUAAAAGUGCUCCUGUUUUUGCACUGAAUAGAGUCCUUGAAAAAUGGGAAAUGUGUCCUUUAAAAGUCCCUGAAUUUUUUGUUCAAAAACGAUAUAUGAAACCUGUUGCUCUCAAGGUUUAUACAAAUUACCUUUGUAUGAGCAAGUGAUAUCUGUUAAUGGUACUGAUUUUUGUAAUACUUUCUAAUUGCAUAAACAGAGUCUAUUCUAACUAAACGAGAAACCAUAAAUAAGGCCGACUUUAAGCUGGUUUAUACUAGCGACAAAGUCGGAAUUGCAGUCGUAUUCUCGGUGCUUAAUGAUGCAGUGAAAGAGAAUUCUGAUUACGCUUACGACUCCAGGUCAAAAGUAGACUGACGUAGCUCAUUGCAAGCAAAAGCGAAAGUACCAGACCAAUCAAGACGUGGGAAAACGGUCAUUGUGAUUGGCUGAUAUUCGUCCUCUUCUGCUUGCAACUCCGACAAUCUGGUUUUCAUUAGGGAAUUUAAGAUCCAACGACACGAUGGCAACGAGAACGUCAAAAUAACAAUAGGUUUUAUAAGCAAAACAACAACUUUGCACGUGCAUCACGCUUUUUUUGUAACAUUUCUCUGCCGCUUUUGCACGACUACAUACGACGCGUAAAUGCUCAAUUUCGCGUUUUAUGGGUAACGUAAAUAAGCAACAGCGAAAUCUUAGUUCUCUUUUCAAACUUAGAUAUGUUCCAUAGGAAUUCAACUCCAGUUUGGUUCACCUACAUUUGACAAAGUAAGUGGGUAGGAAAAAGCGCGAUAAAGACUAAAACAGCGCAAAUUGACUUUUUAAGCGACGUUCCCGUUGUCGUUGCGUCGUUGGAUGUUAAAGUGCCUUUUAAAUAGUAACCGACGCCAUCGUAAACAAUGACACGUUAUGAUUCUUGCUCCUCCGAUUCCGUCGAUUACUAUGACUCCGAGUAAUAAUUUUCACUGUUUCAUAGGCGUUCUCACGACCCCUACUCUACCUCCGUUUGUAGUAAAAAGAAGCCUUAAAAAAAAUACCCUCCUUGUUGGGAGCCAUUGAGAAUGACUGAAGCAACACCGGGGAUCAUUUCUGGGUUAGAACCUUCCCUAUCAGGAAGGUUGUAACUUUUGAGUUUGUGGACAAAAUUCUAUCGUGUGACCAUUCAAAUAAAACCUCUUCGACAGACCUAUCACCAGGAACUAUUUGUUUUUCAAUAUUUUACAAAGUGAAAUUUAAAAGUUGUUUUGAGUUGUGACUUUGGCUAAUUAGGAAGGAAUUGAACCCACGACCUUCCGUACACUAGUCGGAUGCUCCAACCACUGAGCUGCUGAUAACUCAGUGGUGGGCAGGGCAAUUGUGGGCUGACAUGACUACCGCAUCGCGCAGUCACAUUAUGUUAAGUGGUUUUCCUUUUAAAAUAUUACUUACGGUUAUAAGGUGAUUUCCACUUUACUUACAUUGUUUUUCCCAUAUAGAUACACAAGAAGACGACUCUUUAUUAGGAAACCAGGGCGUCGAUGGGCUCGAUUGACUGGAGUAAGAAGGCGACUUCGUGUACUAGUAGGCCGUCGUUGGUGUGGGGUAAAGGUGUAUAGAAGAAAGCUGUACUAUGUCAGAAAAGGCCGCAGAAGACGACCCAUUAAAAUAGGGCGAAGAGGAGUGCGGGUAUACAAAAGAAGGAGGUGGAAAUCUCUUGUGUACAGAAGGCGAAGGCGAUCGCGAAAGUAUAGGAGACGUUUAAGACGAGUACUUAGAAGACGAAGGAGAAGAAGAAUCCGUAGGCGGAGGCGACGAAAGAGGAGGAGAGUGAGAAGAAGACGACGACGAAGGCUAAGGAGGAGGCGGCGAAUGCGACGUACAAGAAGACGACGACGACGUAGAAGACGGCGUGGAGUUUGCGUGUUACGGUUCCGGUAUCACCGUGUGUGGAGAAAGGUUUACAGAACGCGUCGUGGACUUAAAAUGAAAUUUAAGGGCCGAUGGCGUAGAUUUAGGUUUGCACCUUUUUUUUAUUUAAAAUAGGAAUAAAACUCCUGUAUAUAGGAAAACUUUGCGUGGCGACGUAGAAAUAUGUCAUUUUGUCGAUGGAUAUCCCCGUUCUUUUUAACAUCGCUUAGUUUUUUCCUUUACCUAGCCUUCAGAAAAGGCGUUAUUUUUCGUGUUUUUUAGGUGAGCAAAGAGGACCAGAUAUGCACGACAGGGGAAGGCGCAGAAAAAAAGAAUUUUAGUCUUUGUUCUCCUUCCUUCAUCGCGCGUGUCUGGCACUCCUGGCGUGCUUCGCGCUUUCUUUCACUUGCCUGAAAACGUAAAAAAACAACGCCUGUGUUGCAGGCUACAUUUUGCAGGAACACUCCUCUCUCGGGAGGCCUUAGUUGUUAUGACUGAGCGACAGGUUUUAUGAUGCCUUUGUUUCUGUCCAGGUACUUCCGUCGAGGAGUGAGAAUUGGACGAAAAUACGUGCGCAAAAUAACAAGAAGGAUUCGAAUCCGUGUCAAGGGAAGAAUAUAUAGAUACGUCAAACGUGUGGGCAAAAGCCUGCGUGUAAGAUACAGAGGUGUCAACCGAAGGCUUAUAAUAGGAAGGAGAAGAAUCAGAUGGCGCAUUGGAGGCCGCUGGAGGAAAAUCAGUUAUGGAGGAAGACGUAGAAGAAGGAGGCGACUAAGGAAGAGAAUCAGACGAAAGAGAAGAAGAUACAAAAGGAAGUUAAGAAGACGUCGACGAAGACGACGACGAAGACGCCGGCGACAGAGAAGACGCCGUAGAAGGAGACGUCGUUGCGUUUUACGUUUCCGAUUCCGACGAAAGUGGCGACCAGUGUUCAGGAGACGUAAGAGACUCGUGUUCAGUUAUAGGAGGAAACUAAAGACUCUGAGGUAUUAAAGGAUUACUGCUCACUUUUGGACCCUACCUUUCAAAAAUUAAACAAUAGUGCAUCAAAGAAAGACAACGAAUGCUUUUCCUGGUGUAAGAGCCAAAUUUGAAAUUAUAAAUACGUCCACCAUUCAAUGAUAAUGAGUUUUUCUUCGCUUUUUAGUUCCAAAAUGAGUUUUUUGGCUUUGAGGUUGGAAUGUUUUAGAAAAUUGAACACGAGUAUUACAAUUAACUCCCCAGCGGGGUACUCACGGUAUCUUGCAUAAAUUGGAACAAAUUUGCACCAAAUUUAUGUCGUGAGCGAAUUUUCUUCGACUUAUUUGCAACAGGUUACGUCCGCGGAGUCAUUGGGGAAAAGGAGGCUGUUUAGAAGUCAUUUUUGACUAGCAGCAAAUCCCAUCUCUUCUCGCGAUGGAACGCGAUGAUAGAGAGAUUAAGAUUCAUUUUUACCGCAAACGGCAAGCGUCAGACUCAAGUUGAGAAUUUCUCAGAGCAGAAAAUAAGCAGAUAAAAACAGUCCCGAACGAUUCCUAUGGUUAAAACUGGAAUGUGUAGAAGCAAUAAAGAGUAAAAUAAAGUAAAAUAAGGGGGAAACUUAAUCACGUGGUACAAAUUCACGUCUGCCGUUUCGUGCAAACGUGACUCUUAAUCUCUCUAACAGAGAGUUUAAACUUCACGUAUACGGCAAACGGCAAACGGCAAACGGCAAACGUCAGAUUCAAGUUGAGAAUUUCUCAAAUAGAAAAUGAGCAGAUUAAAACAGCUCAAAACAAUUCUUAUCGACAAAAGAAUUGCGUGAAACUACUAAUUUAUGUAUAGAUAUAAUGAACAGCAAGGGGCAAGUAAAGGGGAACUUGGUGAAGCGGUACAAAUUUGCGUUUGCUGUUUGAUGUAAACGUGAUGCUUAACUUAUCUAACAUCUGCCGUGUAAACGGGGCUGAAGGAAGGAUAUACGCCUUAUAACAAACACGGCAGAGACAAAAACUAACUUUUCGUGUCGUAUAGGUUUCCGUUAGGUUCUUUUAGGUGUCGGAACUAGUAAAAACAAGAAACAAGCGCCCUUGUUUUGAUGGAUUUGAGGUCGCUUUUCCUGCGUAUUAGUAAAUAAUGCAAUAUACCAUCGUUUUAGAAUGCACUAUGCCUAAUAGACGUUAGAAUCUUUUGCUCAAUGGAGGUCACUUAUUAAAACAUCAAUACCCGUAUUUACGUUUUUAUGCUUUCAUUGUAUUUCAAUUUGCCAUUUUUUAGAUACCGCUUUGGCGUUCUCCGUGUCCGAUGGGGUGGAAGGUGGAUACAAUACCGUAAACCAACAUACCGUAUCCGCAUUCGCGUUGGACGUCGUUGGAGAAGAGUCAUAAAACGUGGUAGAAAAUGGUUAUUAAAAUACCGUCGUCGCUUCCGAAAAGUCCGACUCUACAAAGGACGGGUGAAUGUCAAACUAAGGUUAAGAUGGAAACGAAUCAGACGAAGAAUAAGUAGAAGGGUCAUAGUAAGGCGACGAAGAAGGAGGAGAAGGCAAAGAAAGCGAAGAAGACGAAGGAGACGAUUACGAAGGUAUAAGAGGAGAAAACGUCGAUUGAGGCGCAGGAAAAGACGGCAACUUCGAAGAUGUGUGAUACGAAUUCGCCGAGGACGCAGAUGGUAUCCUGUCUUCAGAAGGCGAAGAGGACUAAGGAUACGUUUUGGAAAAACGGUGCGACGUAUCAGGUAACGUAUUAAUAAUACCGAUUAAUUAAUCUUUUACGUCUUCGAUGCGCGCCAGAGGUAAAAAGGGAGCUUUUUGAAACGACGGUGACCGGCAAAGAUAAGCCAUAGCAACAAUAAGGAGCUAAAGCACAGGGCGCUUUCAGUUGAGCAAGGCACGUCAACCGAGAUUGAAGCCUUUUCUCUUUUAAUAUGCCUUGAAGCUACCAAAUUUGUAUAGCGUAGUUUCUUUCCUCUUCAAGAGAAGAUUUGUGCAAAAACGUGGGCAAAACCAUCACCCAGUAGUUCAAAAUGUCCCCUUUCUGGUUGACAAGCGUCGCUCAAAAACGUCUUUGCUCUUUGGUUCCCAUUGUAUAGCACCUCUGCAGGUCCGUCACACUUAUUGGUCCAUUUUUGGCGUCCUUUGCACAACUAAGGCGUGAAGUCUUAUGAACAUCGUGAACACGCAACGAGGUUUCCCCUCUCGUAAUGAACUUGGGUAUGCUCCCUAAGAGUUUCCUCCGUAAAAUCGCCUUCAUUUGAAAGAUCAGGCUAGAUAAAGUAUCGUGAUCAGUGUUAAAGGAACGCGAAUUCCAUAUUUUAGUGACUUUUAUACUAUGGAUGUCGUCAUAAACUCUCAAUGGUAUUAACUCACCACUCUUCAAAAAAUUCUUAGUUUGUUACUGAGUGAAGAGGGCACAAUUCUGCAAGGUGCUUGGUUAAUCAUUUUCCCUACGUCUUUUUUUUCAGAAUCACCAGAGGUACAAUCCGAAUCCAGUACGGAGUUCGCUGGAUUACCAGAAGUUAUCGAAUCAACGUUCGAGUUAAAAAUACAUGGCGAAAGGUUGGACGGUUCGGUCGACGGUUUGUGCUUCGUUACGGACGAAAAAGACGAUCCUUGAGCUUCUAUCGCGGUCGGCCCAGGUUCCGCGUAGGUAGAGUUGUAAAGGUUGUAAGAAGAAGACGAUAUGCAGGCAAAAGAGGAAGACGACGCCGAAGACGAUCUCGCCGAAAGAGGAGGAGAAGAAGGCGGAAGAGACGCCGGCGACGACAAAGAAGGAGAAAAAGAAGAAAGCGACGGCGAAGACGAAGAAGGAAACAAAGACGAGCGAUACGAAGAAGACGAAGACGAAGGCGCCGAAGAUGCGUUAUGCGGUUUAAGUUCCGUCGUCGGUGGAGGAAUCUUAUUCGCAGAGGACGGAAACUUGUUUUCCGCGGCAGAAGAGGAUCCGGACGAGUUAGGUUAGAGGAGUGUUUUGUUUUUUAUCGAUUGAUAGAUUGAUUGAUGAUUAAAUCAGGAAACCACAUUACAAAUACUAUGACCACUACCUUACAGUUACUAAGGCUAGCUCACACCACACCAGUCGAAUUUUCGACCAGUUGAAAAAUUGUGUGUUUAGUUGUUCCGUGUUCAAAUUAGAGCGAUUUUCGUAUAACCUUGAAAAAUAGUUUCGUUAAGCGUUCGUCAUUUGUUUUAUCAACCAGUAGAUGAAAAGGUCAAAACAUGGCCUCUUCGUUUUCCCGCCAAAGAAAACCCUAAUAUGGAGAAGGCAUUGUUCGAUUGGCCAAUCGUGGUGCAGUAUGACGUCAAAGCGAAGUUCCUGGGCAUAAAGGUUUUUUCACCCGAACGUUCGCCCAACCAACCAAAAACCGCGCGCGUUUGUAUCAGUUCGAUAAACCAAUCCAAUUGCUCUAUUUCGGUUCGUUUGUUGUUUCUGUUUUGUUCGCGAGUUUUCAUUUCAAGGUCAUACGAAAACCGCUCUCCGUGUGAACACACCGAAGUUGCCGAGUGAACGUAGCCUAAACUGCAUUGCGUAAAACGGCAGUCCGUCAUAACAUUAAGGACCGUAUUUACUCAAAUAAGCUCCGCCCCUUUAUGAGCGCUGCGGCCAUGAUAUAAUGAAUGGGCGAAUGAAGUUUAUUGUAUAUUCCCCUCGGGGCAUGUCAGUGAAAUUGUCCAACUCAAAUAAGUGCGGCCAUCAAAUAAGCGCCGCAUUUGAGAAGUGACAAUUUUACAAUUUUGAUUACAUGCGGUACCCCACAGUUAAAAGCUUAUAAUGAGGAACGGGAGAUCGUGUAAAUCGGUAAAUUGUGUUAAAGGGUUUAGGGUGCGUUCGAUUGACCGCAUUCUGAAAUAGUAAUACUCCUCAUAUUGACCUGCUUCUUCGUUUCCGGUAUAAAUUGAAUAUGUUCUGAACAUUCUGCUCAUAUCAGUCUAAUUUGAUAAAUGGUAUGCCGGAAUAAUCCAGGAUGUAUUCGUAUUACAUUUCGAUCGAUUACAACUAUGCAACGCGUUAGUUUGUACAGAAACUGUUGUGUUGCGUCGUUGGGGGAGUGAAAUACAAUAAUUUGGUUUUAUCAAAUGAAUUAAUAAAGUACACUAGCUAGCACUGGAAUAGAGUAGCUGACGUUUGGAAUGCUACCGCCUCACUAGAGUGAAUCAGAAGGUUGUGCGAGUGGGUGAUGUUUACAUAGCGGAUGUAGUAGUUGGUGGAACGUGAAAAAACAACAACAAACUAGUUGAAUGAAAGGCGUUCGCAGAUUCUGUUGGAGUUAACAGCGCGGCCUUGAAAGAUAAGGCUGUGCUCUAGAGUUUUGUGGCUCUCCAUGUUGCUUUGGUAAAGAGGGACACUGGAAAUUGCCAUGUUUUGGCUAGAAUGAUUGGCGCGAUUAAAGUGGCGAGCUUCUGCCACUACUAAUGUGUUACAAACAGUCCUCAGAACAUAUAUAACAUUCAACCUAUAAUUAAAUGACUUCUUUAUUUCUGUUUUUUUUCUUACAGAUUCUACGGGCGCAGAGUAGUAGUGACUUACAACAGAAGACGCCGUACUCUAAGACGAACAAGACGCCGAUUCCAGGUUCGGGUGUACAAGGUAUGGCGUACACUUAAACGAUAUGGAAAAACAUGGGGAUUGCGGUACAGGAGACGAACAAGGCGCGUUAUGAUUAGAAGAGGAUCUCUUAGAUACUUCCUCCGAAGGAGAUGGCGAAAGGUCAGGCGACGAAUAUCCAGAAGACGAAGAAUACGAUUAAGACGCAGGCGAAGAAGGAGAAGAAGAAGAAAACUGCGAAAAGUUCGAAGAAGACGGCGAAGACGAUAUCGGCGUGGAAGGACCAGGAUGAGACGAAGAAGGAUAAAGAGACGGCGAAGAAGACGAAGGCGACGAAGAAGAAGGCGACGACGUCGAAGAAGAAGGAGAAAGAGAGUUAGGCGCCGACGCUGUGGAAUACGUUUCCGUUACAGAAACAGAUGGCGUAGAGUGUACCGUAGAGGACGAGUUCUCCGAUUCCGAGCUGGUAAACGGACAUGGGGCCGUUUCUAGUAAGUUUUUAAACUAAAAGGUACCCCCUCCCCCCACGAAGCUUUUUCAGUUCCCCCCACCCCCGUUUUCCCGGUGUACAAUUUAACUCGCUCCCCACUGACCGCCGCACUGUACUACCUGAACGCCUGGAACAGGUUGUUGUUGUACCUCAGCAUGGGUACCAAAAGCCCCAACGGUUAUAAAGCAAGUUUCGAUAUUCUUUUCACAAAAUCAGUUGACAUGCCUACGGUACAGUCCUUUAAAGCACCCAAAAAGUUCUCUUCAAGCGCUUCCUUGCUACUAGAAAAGAGGUUCUGUGGGCUGGAAUAUAAUCUGCAUGUUAGAUAUCAAUAUCAGGUAUUGUUGCUAUAGUGAAGCGGUUUCAUAAUUAUUUUAACCAAGCAUUUUUUAACUGCAAAACGCAUAUCCAAGCGUCCUUUGUUGAUUCUUAAGAAUGUGCUAUGAACCGUUGUCUUGUGGGACAAAAAUCGCAUUGCGAAAAUCAUACCCUCUACAAGGUCGUAGUCUUUUCCUAAGCGCAUCGCAUGCGGCAAAGGGGUGUGGUGUUAAUCGCUCGCUAUUAUUCUAUUUGACUUUAUUAGACAUUCUGUUAAGGCUAUUAACUUCAUGGUAAAGGUAUGAUCGUUUAAGAAAGAAUUUAAGACGGAAUCCACCAGGAAAUUGAGUAAGUCUAAUUUUCAGUGGACAAAAACCUUGUACCAGAACAAUUUAAAGAAUAUUGCAUUCUUUUUUACAUUUUUCAAGGGCUAAAGAUGCAAUUAGUUAUCUGUAACAACACCAAAGAAAACUUCUUAUGGGAGCCCGAGCAAGUGAAUGUCAAGUUUUGCAAGAAUUGUGAAUACACAGGUCAAAUGUUGAAAAUUUCAUGUCCAAGAUGUCCUUUUGUGAAGUUUGACGUUUAUUUUCUCGGGCUUUCAUGAGAAAUUUUCUUUGGUGUUAUUACAGAAAAAUACACGAGAACAACCAAAGCCGGGUGCUUAAAUGGCCUAAGGUCAGCAAAAAAAAACGUGAAGAAUUUACAAUACUAUUAAAUCAAAGAAAGAAAAAGACAGUCAGAAAACUUAAAACUAAAAUACAUUACUUAACAACUAAUUUACAAUACUUAAACAACUAAUUAUUAUGACUACUAAAUUUACAAACACUCGAUAAUACUUCCUAUAAACCAUACAAACCUAGUAUAGUCCCACAAGGCCUAUAACCCUUGAAAUAUGUAUAAAAGAAUGCAAUAUUGUUUAAAUUAUUCUGGCACAAGGUUUUUGUCCACUGAAAAUUAAAAUUACUCAAUUUCCUGGUGGAUUCCGUCUUUUAAACUACUACAUGAGAAAUUUCUACAACUUGAUUGGCUUAGAGCUGUGGUAUUUCAGCUUAAUUUGAAAUACCCGCAUGUGAAAAUUACAAACCUUUUGCGGGUAGUAGUAUAAACGAAUAAUAGCAUGAUUUGUACGUGAUAUUUGACAUAAAUACCACUCGUGAUAUUUUAAAUUACGUCUACAAUUUUAAAUAUCACUCGUGGCAUUUAUGCCAAAUGUCAAUACAAAUCAGGCUAUUACCUAUACAAACUCUUACAAACGAGUAUGCCCAGUCCCAGUACCUUUUCCUGUAGAAGUAUAGCACCUUUGAGUCAGGUGUGACUCAAAGAAGUCAUAUCUUCGCUUCAAAGCAGUCGUAUAUGCGGAUGAGGGGUUGUCCAAGUAAGUAUAUGUUCGAUUCUCCAGAUUCUCCUGACAAUUUUCAUUGUUCAUUUUAGCUUGGGUAGACGCAGGGUACGUGUCAGAGUAGGGGGACGAGUCAGAACCGUUCGUAACACAAAGAGGCAGGUUAGCGUCAAAGUCCUAGGUCGCUGGAGAAAGCUCAGACCCCGCUACGGAAAACUUACUAUCCGCUACCAAAAGCGAAACCGACCGCUGCGCCUCAUAGGCGGAAGAAUAAGGUGGCUUUGGAGAAAACGCUGGAGAAGACUACCCGGACGCCGCCGACGCGGAAAGCGACUUAACCGACGGCGAAGGAGAAGAAGGCUACGAAGAAGGUAUAAGAGACUCAGAAGAAGGAGACGACGGCGACGAAGAAGGAGGCAGAGGCGCCGUAAGAAGAGAAGAAGGCGACGAAGAAGGCAAAGGAGAAGACGUAGACGAAGAAGGCGAAGACGACGAAGAAGGAGACGCCGUCGAUGUGUAAUGCGAUUCCGUUACCGUCGUAGAUGGAGGAAAGUGUAUCGCAUCAGGCGCAGACUCGUCAUCCGGGGGAGAAAGCGGUUUAUAAGAAUCAGGUGAGAAAAUACUUAAAACGAUUGUCUUUUUUUACAGUUAUUUGUUUAGGGAUCAGUUUUGCUCCCUGGGUGCCAUAAACCCUGUGUGAGGAAGGCUGUUAUCUUAGAAGGCAUUUAUUAAGCAUACUGUACCUGUGAGAGUUGCAUCUGUCUACACUUGGUUUACGUAAUCUCAGCCAACAGCAUCAACGUAUACGUACAUUUUGAAUUCAAAUUAUCUGGAGAAUGCAUGGUGUGAGUUAAUUCAUAUUACUGAAGCUUCAAAGCCGAAGCGCUGACCGUCGAAAACGAGUGAAAAUUCCCAAAAAUGAAUAAUUUUCUUCACUAAUUGUCUUCUAGACAAGUAAACGUAUCCUUCGCCAAUAAUUGGUAAUUGUUGGAUUCGGCUUUCGUAUGAUUUGAAGACAGAUUAUUGAGAUAAAACCUGGGCAAGGCUCCUGCUUAGCUAGCCUCGCUAGUCUUUUUAUGCAUACAGCACUCUUAAGAGCCAAACAAGGAAAAUGCAAAGAUCACACAAUUUGGUAGCCCUUCGAAAAUAUUUCUCCGUAUUCUGUGGUUACUCAAACGUACACAGAUCAAAUUCCAUUUAAAUGGAAGGGUGGAUGUACAAAAACAAAAACGUAGAAAUGCGGGCCAGUAAAAUUUCUGUCUUUCCUUUUGUCGUUUGUCGUUGGCAUUUUACAUUUCUUUUGUUUUCUUAACAGUUGCGGUAGAAGAGGAAUAAGGAUUUUCGGAAGAAGAAGACGAAUUAUUCGCCGUCCUAGAAUAAAGGUUAAAGUUGGUCGUAUGUGGAGAAACGUGCGUAAAUAUCGUGGUAGGCUAACUAUAAUUUUCAAGCGAAGACGAACUCGGCUGGUUAUCCGACGUGGUCGAUUCUAUCGAAAAUCUGGCCGAAGGAUAAGAAGAUUGAGAACUCGAAGUCGACGCUAUAGGCGAGGACGAUUACGGCGAAAACGAAGGAGGCAGCGACGAAGACGCCGACGAAGGCGCCGACGAAAACGAAGAAGAAGGAUAACAAGGAGAAGGAGGAGACGAAGAAGAAGAAGGCGCGUGAUACGGCGCAGACGCAGAAACCGAAGGCGUCGCUGUGUGAUGCGUGUUCGAUACAGACGACGCUGGAGAUGGGUGUACCGUAGAGGAAACAGCUUUGUCUUCAAAUACAAGCGAAAACGACGAUACGUUAGGUAGAUACACCUUCCGGGAGGCGGGGGGGGGGGGGGGGGGGGGGGGGGGGGGGGGGGGUUACUCCCAUAACUUUUGGAUAGGUCUUUGCCGCCAACCCUAGCCCUGUUUAAGGCCCAAAACCUAAAAAUAUGACCCAAUACAAGGGAAAAACGAAUAGUAAGAAUUGAAUGGGUACACGCAAAUCUUUCUUAAAUCGCUUUCCUUAUACACUAAGGUAAAUUCCAGUUUUAAUAGAUGACUUUUUCUCCUGUAGCUGGGCAUUUGCGCACUUGAAUUUUAGCUGAUAUAUAUAACGGCACCCUAUCUAAGGAUCAAAUCGGGAACACAGUGCUAACAAGGGGGAAAAUAAUUCUAUUUAAGGUGAAGACUCUCAAAAACCAUACCCUAUCGGGCGUAUAUCAAGCAUAACAAAACGAAGGUGGUUUGUAUCAAAGCAAGGGUAAGCUCAGCCUCACAUUCACUCGCAGACUAGGGUACUAAGCCCAUAACUGUAAAAUGAUCUAUUUCAAGUCAGUUGCAGUGUUUGCUGGAGAAAGAAAAACUAGUUGUAGUAAAAAUUAAUCGUUUGAAAAAUGCAGGUUUUCAGAGUAGUAGUAACCAAAGAUGUGACGGUGCUUUUUUUUUUUUCACUUUUGCAAUCAAUAGAUACAGAAGAGGCAGACUGUCAAUCAAGGGAUUAAGGAAGUGGUUCCCUAUACGAAAACCGCAAAGGAACGUUCGAGUGUACGUGAAGAGAAGAUGGUGUCGAUUAAGAUUGUUCAAGAAACGUAUCUACCUGCGCGUCAAAGGUAAAAACCGGAGAUUGUCGUUCAGAGGGGGAAGAUUGCGUUAUCGUUUGAAGCGACAAUGGAGGAGAAUUAUUAGACGAAAGCGGCGACGAUAUAGAGGUCGACGAGGAAAAUUAAGAAAGAGGCGAAGACAGAGACGGCGAAGAAAGACGAGGCGAAGGCGGCGUUUGAGGCGUAUUAUGCGAAGACGAAGACGACGUCGUCGUCGAUGCGUUAUGCGAAUCAGGUGGAGGCGGCGUUGGAGAUCACUGUACCGAAAAGGAAAAUACCUUCGAUUCCGAUACAAGCGAAGAAAUGUCAAACUGAGGUAUUGAUAUUUGUGUGUGCUAUUCACUGUCCAGCAUGAUUAUCAAAUACAGCAUAGGCAAAGGUGGCAUAAUUAUCAAGUACAAUGAAACCUAAGCGAUCACCCAAAAUGCGAGGAUUUAGUGGUCGCCUUCAAGGUUCAAUCCACAGAGGGCCUCUUGCGAAUAGGGGCUCGGACACAUCUACGUUUUUUAAAAGAAUUAUUGCAUACAAUUUACGAUAUGUGAAGUUCCAUGUCGUCCUUAAAAGUUUUCCGGAUAUUCCAAAUUGCGUGUUAUAAACAGCGAACAUAAAGAUCAUACGGUGUUUUUUAGUAGUGGUUGUGGUCGCUUACAAGAGGUGGUCUUUUAUGAGAGGUUAAAAUAAUAGGGAUUUGACUGGUAAGAUUUUACUGAUAGAGGUUCUACUGUACUUGCAAGCACUAAAAGAUUUUAGAGGCAAAAUUACCUUUGCAGUAGCCAUGAUUCAGAUAAUGCAAUGCUAGCAAACUUUUAGCAGGAGCCCAUGGGUCUCUCUCCAUACCCAUAAAAUUCAGGAGGUCCUGUCUUGUCAUUUCCGGGCUCUCACCCCCUGUCCCCCUCCCCACAUCCUAAUGCAGCUGUACUCUCUUUUAACAGAUUUAUCCGCGGAAAAUUCAGAGUUGGUAGCCGAGUCUUGAGAGGUGCAAGAGUCCGCGUCUUAUAUGCUAAGACGUGGCGCCGAGUAAGUUUCCGCAGACGACAAACAUUCGUCCGUGUUGGCCGAAAGUUUAGAAGAAUAAUACUGCGCUACGGAAGAAUUAAAGUCAGACGUUAUGGUCGGUGGAGGACAGUGAGAAGGAGAUAUGGGCGAAGAAGGAGAAGGGUAAAACGAAUCAGAAGACGGCACAGAAGACGAAGACGCCGAAGGAAAAGGAGAAGAAGACAAAGGCGAAGAAGACGAAGACGACGGCGGCGCAGAAAACGGAGAAGGAUCAUAAGGCGUCGUACGCGAAGGCGCAGACGAAGAACAAGGACCAGACAGCGGCUAAGACGAGGAAGGCGAUAUAGAAGGCGAAGAAGAAGACGACGAUUGAGAAGAAAACGGAGAGUAAUCCGACGAAGAAGAAGAAGGAGAAGAAGGAGACUCCGAAGGCAGAGACGGUACCGACGCAAGAUUAGGCGCAUACGUCGUCGACAACGGCGCAGUCGCAUACGCUUCCGUUUUAGAGGCCGCUGGUGUAGAGUGAUAUCACGCCGCCGCAAAUAUCUUUUCUUGUACAAGAGAAAGGCACGACGAAUAAGGUACUAAUUGACCGUUUGAGCUUUCACUUAGCCUACACUUAGAUCAAUAAUGGGUCAAUUAGAUGGAAAACGUCCUUCAAAGAAGAAGUUAGGUACCACUCGGCAAAGUAGCGCUCACUAGUUUUUGUCGCAAGAUAUCCACACACCAGUUUUCCAGGGCUUUAUAUACACACUUUCGUUUUAAUCACAUACGAUUGAGUUUAACCACCUACAGUGUAUCAAAGCGUGACAUGUUCUUUAAGUUGCAGUGGGUGGGAUACGCAAUCAUAUGUAAGAAAAAUCUGCGCAGAAAUAAAUCGAAUUGUGUUUUUCAAUAUAAGUUAAUGUUUAAGUUAGAAUAACUCUGUAGUAUUCAUAAAAUGGACGCCGGUUUGAAAGAAGUCAUGCAAGAAAAGCGUGCGUUAUGCGCCAUGAACCCACAUAACAAUCUUUCAGCUUUUUUACCAAUUUUUUUUUCGAUAAUCUGGCCGGAAAACCUGACGGAAGUGGAUAAUUGUAUAGAAAUUUAUAAGAAUCAGCCAUAAAACGUCUGUCGCACUAAAGUAUAGGAUUGUCAUGUUUUAUAUCAUUCUUGGUACUGAAAGACGCGAAGGUAAAGGCAAGGUAUGAAUUAUCUUACUGCGGACUUUUCGCGUAGGACUGGGACCUUAAAAUCAGACAAUGUUAACAGAAAUAGCUGUAUAAUUAUAUUAAGCUUUUAAAAAAGUGGAAUUAAAUUUACCCAUUGCAUAUGUACCCAUCACCUAGAUUUCUGGGAUCAAGUUUGCUCGACUCUUUGCUCUUCUUUAUCUACAUAAGGAAGUAGAUAAAACAGUUAUUGUCUCUUUGUACCUGCAGAUUCCGCAAAGGUAGAGUGUAUAUGAGGAGGAGGAGAACUUGGCGAAAGGUGCCUCGUGGAAUUAGGCGGUUAAAGAUCAGGGUGAAUAAAUCAUGGCGAACGAUAGGUGGUAGGCGAUGGAGGAUACGGUUUAGAGGAAGACGUUGUCGGCUCAGAUUACGACGCGGAAGAGUUUACCUCAAAUGGGGGAAACGAAGAUGGAAGCAAUUGAGAAGACGUUCACGCCGGGGACGAAGAUACAGACGCAGAGGUGUUAGACGUCUUCGUAGAAAGCGGAGGAGACGAAGGAUCAUACGAAGGCGAAGAUACAAACGCAAACAGCGAAGACGGCGACGACGAAGAAGAAGGCGUAGACGACGACGAAGGCGAAGGAGGAGACGGCGACGAAGAAGACGACGACGCCGUUGCAGGAUACGUAUAUAUUACAAGAGGUGGCGUUAUGUGACAAGGAGGAGAAGGCGACUUGCAGUUCGCAUCAGGAGACGAUCUUACAGAGUCAGGUUGGGAAUAUAAUAUUUAAUGUAUUGAUUGUGUGUCGCUGUUCGUGUCCAUAACGCAAUUUGCAAUGGAUAUGGAUUGUCUCUCACUUUUGAUAGUGUAUUGUUUCUUUAACCUACUUGCAAAAGAACGCAACAUGUAACAUCCAACAAUGUUGGGAGUUGUUGGCCAACAAUGUUGCAUCCGUUUCCACAGGGAUUUAGGUUGCACUGAAAAAUGGGUGGAAAGUGCAUUACCAUUGUGCGUUACCUGUAUUGCGUAUAGCUCUUAAUUCAACGUAUAGGUCAGAUAAUUUACAAAUUUUGCUCUAAAAGCUGAUACAUAAAUAGCUUUAUGUCAAAUCUUAUCAUUAAAAAAAAAACAAGUUAAAAGAUGUUUGGAAUAGGCUCAGUGUCAAUUAUUCCUGAGUUGUUAUAUGUUAUUGGUAAGGUAUUUCCAACCGUCAUCCAAAAACAACACCAAGCAUACCAAGUGAGACUCUGUCUUUGAAAAUUUUUUUAACUGUACAAUCCGGAGUUAAAAAUACAAUAUUUUAGUUUGUACUAGGAAAUUAAUUGAUUUGCUUUUACACAUAUGUACUUGUUUUAGGGUCAUGCGACGUCGAAUAAUGCUGUAUCGUGGGCGACAGAGGAUUACCAUACGCCGGGUGCAAACUAAGUUACGUCGCAUGUGGCGAACAGUUCGUGUGACGCGUCGCGGGUAUCGUCUUCGUUACAAGGGCAAAAACAGGACCAUCAGGAUAUACAGGACUGGAAGCGUUAAGGUACGGUUUAGAGCAAGAUGGUUACGAUUUGGGCGCAAGAGGAUGUCCAGGCGAACUCGACGACGAAGACGAAGAAGGAGGCGCCUGCGAAGGCGAAAGAGAAGAAGGAGAAGACGACGAAGACGAAGAAGAAGAUCGAAAAGGAGACGAAGGAAAAAGAGAAUACGUAGGAGAAGGCGUAGACGGAGACGGCGAAGUAGGCGACGAAGGAGAAGACGAAGGCGCUACCUGCCCCGUAGAAAACGAAAAAGAAGAGGUCGCAGGAGACGCCGAUGUGUGAUGAAGUUCCGUUACAUGCUACGAUGGCGAAAGGUAUACCGCACUAGAAGAGGAGGUUUCAGGUUCCGUUAUGGAAGAAAGAAGAUUCGCUUAAGGUAAAUCUAGUACUACUCUCAAUUACCUUUGACAUGUGCGUCGUUGUAAAUAACACUUACAAAACGGACACGACUAAUUAUAACAAUUUACAAAUUAAUGAACGGUUAUACAUAAUGAUACAUUAAUGCAUCUGCAUUACAGGGCUGUUGGUAUUAUGGGGGUUGAGUGUGAUAGCUUUGGGUCGAAGGGCAGUGUCCCUAAUAGAGUGGUAUCCCUGUGUCGGCACGGAAAUCAGGGCGUCUAUUCACACGCAUGAACGGUGAUUUCGGUGCGAUUUCUGUAACAUAGCGAAACUGCGCCGCGCCGAUCUCUAAAGCGCACACGAAAGGCAAUCUGGUAUAGUGUGAAAAUAGCCUUCGGUGAGCUUGAACUGCACGUGACCCAAUACGCAAUUUCAAUGUUUUAAGUUGUCCUACUUUCAAUAUUCACCAGGAUUUACAGAAGGCGUGUCUUAGUCAGACGUAGAGGAAAAUGGAGAAGAGUGCAACAAAAGAACAGAAUUAAGCUCUACAUGAGGUACAAAUGGAGACGCACGCGAUAUACUCGAAGGGGACUGACUAUCCGUUACGGUCGACGUCGUUUGAGAGUGCGAAUACGCCGCCGAGUUUCCGUUCGCUACAGAAAUAAAUGGAAAACUCUCAGACGACGAAAAUCACGCUGGAGACGCAGAAGAGGGCGACGAGUAGGACGACGUUACCGGCGAAGAAGGCGAAUUUCGCGGAGGCGUCGUAGAAGACGAUACAGAAGAAUAAGACGGGCACGAAGAAGGCGUAAACGAGUUCGCAGACGAAGAAGGUACAGAAGGGUAAGGAGAAAAAGACGAAAGGUCAGAAGAAGACGGCGAAUAAGGAGAAGAAGGAGAAGACGACGACGAGGGAGAAGACGCAGAACACGAAGACGAAGGCGCCGAAUACGACGGCGACAGCGUUACAGUGUUAUGAAAAUCAAAUACAGAAGAGUAUGGAAGAGGGUGUUCCGAUGGCGUCGCAGAUUGUUCUUCCGGUUUAAUAAGAAGAUUCGGCGAAUAAGGUAUGGAGGAUGGCUAAUGUACGACCUUUGUAGGAUAAUCAAAUAAGCGCUUACAAGAACACCAACGGAGUAAAAAGAAAUUCACAAAGUUCUCUCAGUCAAUUUCUUACAGUUACAAAGCAACCCUCCCCUUAUCAUACUAUUUUUGAAGAGUUGGGGACGUUUUUACUUUGUACCCAUCUAUCGCGUGUCAAACGAAAGAAAUUUUUAAAGUACUUCGAAGGUUGUUACUCUCAGUGUUGACAUACACUAAUACGCUGUUAAUUUACUAAAAUUUUUAUAAGUUUACGAAAAAAGAUCAAAGUAUUUGAAGUCAAACUGGUGUUAUGGUCGGCGCCAUUUUUGCUGGCACAAGAUUACUCGGGCCCGAGGUGUUUUCGAAAAAUCAGAAAAUUGUGGACAUAAAUGUCGAGAAGUGGACUGAAAAAGUAACAGUAGUAAAAGUGACCUUCCUCGUACCAGGGCGCCUUUUGAGAUUUUCUGCGGUAGUCGAGGCGCAAGGAUCAUGGGAAAGCUUAAAAAACGCAAAGGCAUAAAGGAAGGCUACCCCUUAAGCAGCCACUACCGCAGAAAUCCCAUGAAGCGGCUGGGCACGAGGCAGAAAAGUAACAGUGUCUUCUUAUUCCUGCAGGUGUACAAGAGGCAGAGUUUAUGUACGACGUCGCAGAAGAUGGGUGUCAUUACGAAAACCCAACACGAGAAUUCUACUUCGAGUAGGUAACAGAUGGAGGAAAGUGGUUCGGUACAAGCGGGUAUUCCGUGUGCGUUAUGGCAGGAGAAAAUGUAGAAUAAGGAUAAGUCGAGGAAGAAUUAGAUUAAGAUAUAAGCGAAGUUGGAAGCGAGUUGUGAGGCGAAAGCGCGGAUAUCGCAGGAGAAGAAGAAGACGAAUUAGGCGAAGACGAAGGCGGCGACGCAGGAGAGCACGAAGAGUACGCAGGCGAAGAAAACGACGGCGACGAAGAAUAAGAAGGAGGAUGACAAGACGGAAGCGAAGACGAAGGCGAAAAUUGCGGCGAAUCAAAAGACGCAGAAGAUAUCGACGACGAAGAAGGACAAGCAGGCGACGAUUGCGGCGCCGUAGAAUAACUCGAUAUCGGUUAAGAUUCAAAUACAGAGGAAAAUACAGGAGAGUUUUCAGACGAAAAGGAUACCUAAAUAUCCGCUUCAGGAGGAGAGUCAGAAGAAUAAGGUAAGUGUGGUUGUCCUGCAGUUUCCUAUCAGAUUCUAAGACGAGUAGGACGACGAGGACGAGAUUUCCUAAAUACUAAGUAGUGCGCGCGCGUGAACCGGGGUCAUUUUGGCGGGAAAACUCGGUAGCCGUCGUCAUUCUACUACGAGUUUUAGCGCGAAUGUCGUGGUAGCAAAAACAAGAUAUCAAAUGCUAGAAGUUUUAUCAUUUUGUGAUCGAGAGAAGGUUUAAACUCCGUCAACAUACAUAACAGUGCUAUCUUUUGUAAUGAAAAAAGUACAAUCAAGCUUUCGGUGUCUGUUUUUGGAGAAUACGCGAAAAAACUUUAAGUUAAAUCUCAUACUCGUAGUCGUUCUCGUCCUCGAACCUAAAGGUCUCUAUUUUUCUAAGGGAUGUAAAGUCAAAUGAGUGUUUUCGGGCAUUAUUUGGUGCACCUUAGCUGUAGAAUUGAAAGGCGAAACGACUGCUGCUUCUGUAAAUAUCACACAUUGCCGUUCUAAACUAGGACGGCUAAAAUGCACGAAUUUCCACAUUAGUCGGUUUCUUCGGUUCUAUCAAAUCCUACGAAUGAAUGAUGAUGAACGAGAAGUUUUUAGCUUCGUACUGCUCCACGCUACGCCAUGUGCAGUAAGAAGAGAAGCCAGCAAGCCCAACUCAGUGCUGGUAAAUUAUCAAUGCAGUAAGUAAUUUCUAUCACAAACUGAGCGCUCUUAGUUUGUGAUAUACUUGAAAGAUAUAAUAUCAAGUUUACGGCAAUUUAAGUGGACGAUUUCUAAAUAUAGGAAAUAAACAGAUAAAAACUGUGCAACUUAUUCUCAUUGAUGAAACUGGUGUGAAAACUACUAAUUGUUUUGUAGAUAUAUUACAUUAUGUAAACAGUAAGCGAUAGGUAAAGAGAGACGCGGUCAUGUAGCACUAACCAUGCGGGUUUCUAAGGAGAGAAUGGUUGUGGCUUUUCAAGGAGGAAAAAUACUGUCAAAGAGAGAGCCUGCAUCUUUGCCGGAUUUGUCAGCAAUUUAAUGUAUUCAGGGACAAUAACAAUCUGCAAUAUAAAUAGGAAAGAUUUUUAAAUAUAGCUACACCAUUCUCCGCCUUAAUGUACGGGCUGCUUUUGCUAGAUUUAGUUGGAAUACUGAAACGAUUGCUGUGGCUUAUGUUAUGGUAUUAGGCUUUGUUCACAUUAUACCGUAUCUUGUGACGGAACGGAAACCAGACCUGUUUGGGCCUCUGUUCACACACAAAAUCGGUGAUUUCGGCGCGAUUUCUGUAACGGAGAGCAGCGGCGCCGCGCCUCUCGGCCAACCGCACGUAGUUCGAUGUAUGUAAACGGCUUGUUUCAGUUCUGGGCCAUUGCUGCUCGUACUACAGUCAACUCUCUCUAAGGCGGACACCUUUGGGACCGGCACUAAGUGUCCGUCUUAGAGAAGUGUCCGUCUUAUAGAGAGUCAAAUAAAAGGAGUACAGUCAACUCUCUCUAAGACGGACGCCUUUGGGACCGGUACUAAGUGUCCGUCUUAGAGAGGUGUCCGUCUCAUAGAGAGUCAAAUAAAAGGAGUACAGUCAACUCUCUCUAAGACGGACACCUCUGGGCCCGGCACUAAGUGUCCGUCUUAGAGAGGUGUUCGUCUUAUAGAGAGUCAAAUAAAAGGAGUAAAGAAAGGGAGGGACUAACUCUAAGUGUCCGUUUUACAGAGGUGUCUUUUAAGAGAGAGUCGGCUGUAUACCUGAUACAGGUAAAAUGUGAACAACGCCUUCAAGUGUGAGUGAUGCUGCUUAUAUAAUGUAUUUGUUGAUUUAAAGAUGUCGUCGUGGUCGCUGGAGUAUCAGACGCAAGCGAAGAUGGUUCGGGUUGAAGACACGUCGAGUCCGUCUGCGAGUCAGGUUCGGACGCAAGGGAGUCUGGAGGCGUGUUGUCUACAGGAGGCGAAAAUUAGUGGUACGAUACAAGCGGGGUUACAGAAAGGUGUCCAUCCGCCGAGGGCAAUUUAGGCUGCGGUACAGAAGGCGAACGCGUCGAAGAAGGAGAAGACGAAGAAGACGGUUUGGAUUGAGAAGGAGAGGAAGAAGACGACGACGUAGAUAUGGAGUAAGACGAAGGAGGAGAAGAAGAUUAAACCGAAAACGAAGACGUUUGCAACGAAGAAGACGACGGCUGCGUUACAGGCGAAGAAAGCGACGCCGUAAACUAAGGCGAAAAAGGAGAAGAAACAGAAGACGGCGACGAAGAAGAAGGAGGAGGAGAAGGAGGAGGAGAAGGAGAAGGCGACGAACUCGAAGACUGAGAAGAAGACUGCGUCGAAGCGUUUUGCGUGUCUAUUACUUAAGAAGGUGGAGGCUUGUUACAAGACGGCGCAAUAGGUUAACAAUUCGAAUCAGACGAAAACCUCGUAUAAUAAGGUAAAGUAAGCAAUAGUUAAGGCCUGUUUGUUUGAAAGAGGAACUUGCCAUCUUUUAGUUUAAAGGUAAAGUAAAAGGUAGGGGUACAAACAAGUUAAAGGCCCAAACGCACCGGAGCUUAUCCCUUCUUCUUUAGCAUGAAGAGUGCCUAGGAAUAUUGCUACUCCCCCUUGAACAGCAGGCGCGGAUCUAGGAUAAAUACUGACCAAGUUCCUAAACAAGGGGCCGAGGGAGCAAACUUCUAGGGGAGCCCGGGGUCAUGCAGCCCUGGGAAGUUUUUUGGAUUCUAACUCCCUAAAGUUCUCUUUCCCGGGUUUCUGAUUCAUUGAGGGGGCAUCUAAUGCCCGGAAAUUGGAAAAGAAAACGUUUGUCCAGACCAUUUUCCAGAUUUCAACUUGAAAAGUUCUAUUAAUUAUUAAAAAUAUGUUUGUUAUGAAAAAUCUAACCGAUUUCCGUAAAACGAUGGAAACCGGUGUGGAUCCUCGCCUGGACAGGAUGAUGGCCAUCGCAGGGUUACCGCCCAGCAGUAUGUCACCGGUACUCAUUUACACACCUGGAUGAAUUGAGACAAAGUGGAGUAAAGUUCUUUGUCUAGGGCGAUGCUUGGACCCCGGAAUUUUAGACCGCACGGCCACACACGCCUCCACGGGGUUUAAUGAAAGACGGUCAUCUGUCGUUUGAUUUGAAUAAAAAACAACUGUUUACUUUUAUUUCUGCCCCUAAGGUCAGCGCCUCCCAAGAAUAGAAAGACGAUAAUUGUUGACCGAACUGAAGCACACAGAGUUUCUGUGUUUAUUUAUAACAUCUCAGAAUACAAGGUUGACUCUAAUCCAAGACAUGAGAGGCUGCAGCUUUAAGCAAAUUAUUUUUCUUUUGUGGCUGUAUGGCUAAUUUGUCGAAAAGUACUUUCGUUAGUUAAAUGUGGGGGAGGUUAUCACGGUUAAAGAUACAACUUAUGCAGAAGCGAAAAGAGAGCCUGAUAAAAUUCAGGCUUCCCGGCAGGGUCGAACCAUGACCUCUGAGGUACCGGUGUGAGCGCUCUAACCAAUUGAGCGAGCAAGCCAAAUAGGAGCUACCUAGUUCGCAAUAUACCCAGGAAAAAUGAAGAUGAAAUAAUGAAUAUGUGGAUUACAUAUAUUUCUUUUCGAAGCUGCAUAAAUUGAGCCUUUCACUGCGAUAUCGUUAUACAUAUUUCUUCAUCCCGCAGUUCCAAAAAAAAUGACAAUUCAUAGUCAUUUUUCAGUACUUACUUUCUUAACAAGACCCGUAGAAAAAGCUGUUUGCCAUCUUUUGUUUUACAUUCUUAGGUGUUCGUUUGGAAGAAUUAGGAUAAAGCGAGGACGAAGAUGGACAACUCUUCGAGGACCGAACAGACGUCUUCGGGUAAGAUAUGGAAGCAAAUGGCGAAGAGUGACUGUAACAGGAAGACGAUUCCGCCUUCGGUAUGGCCGCAGAACACUCUUGUUACGCUUUAGAAAGGGAAUGGUGAGAAUAUACAGAAAUCGACGUUGGUACCAAGUGCGACGCCGACGACGAAAGGUUUCAUGGCGCAGAAGACGGCGACGAAGACGAAGGAGGAUGCGACGCCAAAAGAGGAGGCAAAAGCGACGGAAAAGACAGCGACGGAGAAGACAAAGAAGACGACGAAGAAGAAGGUACAGAAGGCUGAAGAGACGUAGGAGAAAGCGAAGACGUAGAAGACGCUUUAGAAGACGAAGAAUUGGCAGGCGGCGGAAACGCCCAAGCUCGCUUUGGUUGAAUUACAGGAGGAAAUGGAGGAGAACGUAUCGAAUAGGACGUCAAUUGGUCAUGCGAUACCGAAAAAGGAUCAGAGUAAUAAGGUACUGUAUCGAUCACUUUUACGUUAUUUUUAACCUAUUUACACCUAUCUUAGAAUUCAGUCUUUGAGAAUACCGGGACACUAGCGUCGCAGUGUUACGGUUUACCGUGUUUUAAGUGUGCUUUAUUCAUAAGCUCUCACUGAUACUGGAGUCUCUCCCAAAUUUUGCUGGGUUAUUAGUCGUUUUUUAAUCAUUAACAUGUUGCUCAACAUGGCAGCGUACAGAGCUUUUUCGAUUCUUUCUUUUGCAUUGAGAGUUUUGUUAUAGCCAACCUUUUGAAAGCCGUAGAAAGUUUUGAGUAGUUUUGUUGUGUUUUGUUUUUUACAAGACUGCUUUGUAAACCCAUGUAACUAAGGCUUCUGUUCAAAGCCAACAAUGAGUGAAUGAUGCGUUUUAACUCGCUUCUGUUUAUAUUGCAGGUGUCGCCGUGGAGUUUUCAGAAUGCAUUACAAACGAAAAUGGUACAAGAUGCGCGGAACUCGAAUUCAAGUACUUUACCGCGGUACUCGGAAAACAGUGAGAAGAUACGGGAAAAGGCUGAUUUUUGUUGUUAGAGGCACGAGGAAACAGCUUAGAAUCCGCGGCGGUCGCGUUAGACUUCUUAUUCUCGCACAUUACACAUCGUUGCGAAAGAAACCAAAGAGAAGACCUGCUAGGAGACGAAGACGAAGACGAAGAAGACGUUAUGGCAGAAGAGGUCGACGUAGGAGAAGACGCUGGCGAACACGUUUGCGUCGCCGUCGACGUAGGCGUAGACGUCGUUACAGACGCCGACGUAGGCGAGCCGUCCUUCGCUUCAGAUUCGGCGGACGUUGGAGGUCGAUCAUCCGAUGGCGCGGUGGAUAUCGAAUGCGUUACAAAAAACGAUGGAUAAAGUUCCGGUAAGUUGCAUAUCGUGAAAUUAAGAAGUUUAAUUUUCAAAAGCAAUUUUUUUAAUGAAACUAAAUUUAUUUUUGAAAGAUCUCUUUGCGGCUAUUUGCUUUUCUGUAAAAGCACGAGAUGCAAAACUGAUACUGUAAUAAGCGUUUUCCUGAAAAAGCCAGUUAUGAAACUCAAAGUUGUUAGGGACACAAUAGUUCAUACAGCAACAGCGUAUCCGUUUCACUAGCAAAAACGAAACUAAACCUCAGGUCACUUCCUUCUGGCAGCCAGCGCCGCGAUCCUUGUUCUGGGUGCCCGAUGGGGACCACGAUUUGAGUACGUGCCAUGAUUGGCCCAUUAAAAAGCCAUUGUUGAUUUGCCAGUCAUAAUGAAAUUCGAAACGCACUUCCGGUGAUUCGUUGAAUCCGUUGGGGGCUCAGAACAAGGACCUCUGCGUCACUUUGCAGACGUUACUUGCCGGGGUUUGAAUACUUCUGCGACGCAGGCUAAGUAGCAAGAAGCGCUGGGGACUGGAGUAAUAUUCCCUUGGGAAAUGAUGCUAGUAUAUCGCAGGGUUAUCCGGAGUAGUAAGUCAACCGGCAGUACACAUUUAUAUAGCUGACAGCGCAAUCGACCAGGUAAAUUGUCAUCCAGAAGAUAAGUGCAAGGCAAGUAAUAAGGUGACGGCCCACUAAAACAUUUUUGGGGGGAGGUAAAGGACAUUAAAGAGGACAUGUAAGAGAAAAUACUACAUAUUAUUAUACUUUGAUAAACUCAUUAUCUGUCUUCUCAUUGGCUAAGAGCCUAAAGCCAAUUUUGGAAAUCAGCGCAAUUUACAGAUUAGUUAGUUAUCUGCUAGUAGAUAAUUGACUAAUCUGUAGGUUGUGCACGCAAUGCAUGACUCCCAAUAACAAUAUCAAUUCAGGUUCCUUGCGAUGGUGUGCUUAUCGUUAUUUUCUUCAAAACAAUGUCUAAUAAAGCAAUUAUUAGAUUCGGUUUUUGCGAUCCUCUAAUAAUCAAGGUCUCGGUAAGUGUUAUCAGCCGAGCCCAACCCUGAUUAUUCCGGAUUCCACAAAAACCUCAUUCAAUAGUUGUUUAGUAUUCGCACACGACAUUUUGACGAAAAAAGUCAUGCAAGAGAAAUGUUAACAGAAAAAAAUUCAUUAGCAUCGAAAAUUCCCAAUCAUUGAAAACCUGAGGCGUGGGUGGACAGAGAUGUGUAUGGAGAAAAUCAAUUGGUGGCAAGGCUUGAGCUGAAAUUAAUUCAUGGGUCGAACCCAAAUUAGAUAUGUCGGACUUAAUUGAUUCAAACGUCGAUCUUCUCCUGUACUUAAUUGAAGGGAUUAGGUUCGGUACGUAAAACGUUCGUCGUUUGAACUGGGGCUAGUCUAGUUUUCGGAGGAUUUGGUCAUUUCCAGUGAUUCUAGGUGAAAAAUACAUUUAUUGAAUGUGUGUUACACGAUUAUACUUCUUCAAGCAACCGUUGAUCUGAUUCAAGGUUUUUUAAUUAUUUCAAACAGAUAUCGAAGAGGCAGAAACAUCAGGAUAACGUACAAUGGGAAGCGGCGCAUAAUACGGCGAAUCACAAGGCGUUUCAAAGUUCGCAUAGGUUACAAACGCUGGACGUUCAUCAGAAGACGUCGCGGCAGGCUUGUGGUGCGUUGCAGAGGACGUUACAGACGUUUUAGGAUAGGAAGACGAAUCAGGGUACGAUACCGUAAAGGCUGGAGAAUUGUCUGGAGAAAACCGCGAGGGCGACGAGGCCGACGAAGAUGGAGACGAAGAAGGCGUCGCAGACGAAGGCGGCGAAUUAGACGGCGACGUCGAAGAUACCGAAGACGCGUGCGUAGGCGAAGACGACUAAAUAUUCUUCGAUUUAAGUAUGGUAGAAAAUGGAUCUCCGUUUACCGACGAGGAAGAUAUCUAAGAUGUCGAAUCAAGCGAAGAUGGAGACGAAUAAGGUAUGUCAGUAAAGAUACCGUAAAAUUCCGAAAAUAAGCCCCUCGAAAUAUAAGCCCCCCAAACUCGUUACGCAAAAACCCUCCGUUCAAUUGCCCCUCCAAAUAUAAGAACCCCGGGGGGCUUAUAAUUGGAAAUUGCCCUCAAAUACAAAGUAAAACAAAGAAAAACGGCAAAUUUUCUUCCAACAAUAAGGCAAGCCCAAUCUCUUGUGAAACGCAAAUUUCCUUCCGUACAUAAACCCUUCCGAAUAUAAGCCCCUCAUAAAGGGCCUUUGAAAAAUAUAAGCCUCGGGGCUUAUUUUCGAAAUUUUACGGUAGUGCUAAAUGAUUUAAACGGCUUUUAGCGGUUUCUAGAAAGCCAACUAAGCGCAUUUAUGACUAAUUAUAGUUUCUAGAUACUUGCAAAACUAUCUUCAUCAUCCAGACUUGAUUCCACUCAAACCGUAAGCUAGGUGUAACAUUCUAAUACUAAUAAUAAAGUAGCCAUUAUAAAACUAAGAGUGCAACCAUUGCUUUUUUUUUCUUCUCCUCCUUUCCUUCUCCUCGCUCUUUCUUUUUCUCCUUUUCUUUUCCUUCGUUACUGUGGAGCUUCUCAGGCUUCUUAAUUUUUAUGACGGAGCUAAUGGAUUGUUGAUUACCAGAAAAGUAAAUGAACUUUUUAUUCAUUCACAAUUAUAUUAUUAACUGAUUACAAAAUUUUAUACAUGUAUAGUUUAGUACAGUAUGUUCUUAUUACACUUAAAUUUACAACUCAAAGUUACACUUCUUUUGUUAAAUUGUUUAUCAUAAUUUACCUCUAACUCACAUAUAUGAACCUCCUUGAUCUUGCUUGGCUAAACUGGUUCUUGUAUGUUUGGGUAUUAAGGUGGCAAAUUUGUGCGAGGAGGCUCUUAAUCCAGUUUCUUAUUACCAGGAGUGACGGAGAUAUGUCGUCUGCUCCUUUCUCCCAUUUGAGCCGCCCUUUUCCUUUGAAACGCUGGGGCAGGAUAUUUCUGUCUCAACAUUUCGAAGAAAUUAAAAUCAUUCCAUAUUUCUAAAGUUGUGAUUUUCAGUUGUCAAAGUCCGCGUAAUACUUUGAAACACUCACAAAGCGGUUACGUCUAUUGUGCUCAGCUACUCAACUGUGUCUCAACGCAUUCUUUUAGGUACACACGAGGCAAGAUUGGCAUCCGGUUUGGAAGGCGCUACCGGUGGUUGAGGAGACGGCCUGUCCAAUUCCGAUUUGGACGGCGCUUUAGAACCAUGCGUUACUAUCGUGGUAAGCCCCGUAUCCGGUUUAGGAAGAAGAGGAGACAGUUCCGAUUCAUAGGCGGAAGACUCAGAAUUUUCUACCGAAAAACGUGGGUGAGACCAAAGUCCCGAAGGACGGCCCGCAGGAGACGACGAAGACGAACACGCAGAAGAUUACGUCGAAGAAAGAGGCGUAGACGACGACGGCGUCGCCGAAGACGACGAGGAGGACGUCGCAGACGCGGUUGCGUCAUGCGCGUGUACUUCAGGAGACGCUAUAGAAAUAUCUAUAGACGAAGAAGGCGACUCUUCCUUCGCUUCAAACGUGGUUAUAGACUAGUCAGGUAAAAAAAUAUACCCUCUUGUAAUUCUGGUGUAAUAAGAGUUCAGGAAAGUAGGACGAAAAUAUUCUUAUGCUCAGGGUAGCUUCUCACGAUACGGAUUGUCACUUUGUUAUAGGCCAAUUUUUGCUGACGUCAUGGUGUACAUUUUUCGGCUCAUUAGCAUUCGAGUUAGCCCAGAAGGCGUCACCGUCUGCACAAAUUAAAUCCAAAAGUUGAAAGAGUUGGUUAAUUUGAACAAUUUGUGUAAUUUUCAGCUCAUUGCAGGCAAUAGCAAAGGAAAUAGCAGCGAUCGAAAACUGAGAAAUUUUUGGGGUGGCAAAAACGUCAAUGAGACAUACAUUUUUGGAAAGUGUUAAGUUUUUCAAAGAUAAUUUUUUCCGCACAUCUUGCUCAAAUUUUCACAGGUAACUGAAAUUGUUCUUCUCUUUUGAUAUUCAGAGAUUUUAUUUUGAUAGCUUGAUCAGACAAUGAAAUGCAUUUGCUAGUGAAGGAAAAAACGUAAUCAACGAUUCGCCUAUUGAUCGCGACGCUUUAGCUGUUAACUGCUGGUUUCAUUAAGUGAUGCGGACUUUAUACUUCUGGGCCGAGUUGAUCGAAAAGUGGAUAACGCUAUCCAUCGUAUAAAUCUCUAUCCAGUGGAUAACGCAAUUGAUUUCCCUAAUACUUAUCCGCUGGAUAGUGAUUUAUCCGGUAAAUAGCGCUAACCAACGUUUGAACGACCGGAGCCUGGCCUCAGUUGUUCAAUAGGUGGAUAGCGCCAUCCACCGGAUAAAUCUCUAUCCGGUGGAUAAGUAUCACGGGAAACGAUUGCGUUAUUCGCUGGAUAGUGAUUUAUCAGCUGGAUAGCGCUAUCCAACUUUUGAGUAACUGGGGCCAGAUAAAUCACUAUCCAGUGAAUAAAUAUUAGGGAAACCAAUUGCGCUAUCCAGUGGGUAGAGAUUUAUCCGGUGGAUAACGCUAUCCUCCUUUUUGAACAACUGGGACCUGGCCCUGGUUGUUCAAAAGAUGGAAAGCGCUAUCCAUCGGAUAAGUAUUAGGAAAACCAAUUGCGUUAUCCACUGGAUAAAGAUUUAUCCAGUGGAUAACGCUAUCCACCUUCUGAACAACUGGGACCUGUACUUUACUCUCUGAUGGUCAGUUGACAGUAUUUUGUAAACUAUUGUGCGCGUGCAUUUUUUGGCAUGGUACAGCAUGUUGCCUACAACAUCAAGAAUAAUAUCAAGAAGAUAUACCCAAGAUAUACAAUCUUGGAAAUUGCUUAUAAAGACAUAUUGACAUUCCAGUCCAAGCAGUAUGUAGGAUGUUUGUUACAUGAACCUAGUUUAGUGGCCUUUGCUCCCAUAAGUCUCCUGUACCUUAGUGGUAGAGCAUCUGGACAAGUAACCAGAAGGUCUUUAGGUUUCUGGGAAACUGCUCACCUACCCGUUCCCUAUGCCAACAUUUUGCUCUAAACGAGAAGUAAGUGUUAAUGUUGGCUUAGGGGAGGGGCUGGUGCGCAGUUUACCAGAAACCUAAACUCAUCCGUUUCGACUCCUCUUGGGAGUUCUCGGAUUGUUUCUUCUGAGUCGCUUGUGUCACCAACUAAAAACGCUGAUGCUUAAUGCGUGUCUUUUUGUGUGUGUUGGACUUGCAGAUAUCGCUCUGGUAGGGUAUUGUUCUAUUACAGACGAAAAUGGAAUCGGGUUAUCCGUCUGCCCCAAGUCUUAGUCUUCAGACGAUGGCGAACUACAAGGAGAUACAAGGGCCGUACUAGCGUUCGUCUCGGCAACAGAUACCGUCGAAUUAGGUUAAGGCGCGGACGGUUCCUCUUCCGUCGAAAUCGGAAGUGGAGGCGUCUUUCAUACAGACCAAGGAGAGGACGCCGCCUACGACAAAGUCGGCGCCGUCGGCAUAGACGCAAGCUUCGCCGCUACAGGCGAAAGCUGCGAAGGAUUAGACGGCUCCAACGGCGAAAACGACGACGUCAAAGACGAACAAGGCGUUACAGGAGACGUACAAGCCCGCUUAAAGUUUAUUACGGCAAGAAGACUAGGGUAAUCUACCGGUGGAAGAGAAGGUUAACUUUACGCCUGGGAGGUCGGCGACGAAUAAUCAGGUAAUAAAAAAACUGAGGUUUGGUUUUGUUGGUUAUCUCGAAAAAGUUUUAAAGCGGCAUAAAACGCGAACGCAACAUGUUAAACUGCAACUUCCAACACCCGCGAUCGUAUUGUUGGUAGCUGUCAAGGCCCUCAAGUUGCAGAAUUUUUCUAUCGUUGAAGUGUAGCCCAAAAAAUUUUGUUCCCGGGCAUUUACAUUGGGCAUUAUGUCCAAGGUUUUCAAGUUUCCUUUGCAAGUGAUGUGUGUCCCAUUUUAUUUUAGAAUGCGUUGCCACAUCCGUAAUGCCAAAUAGUUAGACUAGUUUGAGCACUACCAAAAACGCUUCCCAACAGCUAUCACACAAUUUUUACCCCGUGAUUGAUCGAUCCGUCAUAAAUCUACAUGAAGUGACGUACUUUAAUAUUCUGCCUCUUAACGCUGUUGUCAUCUGUCUCCUUGUCCGUUGCAAUAUACUGACUCUCCGAAAAAUAACUGGAUCAAUUUAGGUUUCUAGGAAACUGCCCACCUACCCUUCUUCUAAGCCAACUUGAACACUUACUUCUCACUUAGGGUAAAUGUUGACUCAGGGAGGGGUAGAUGGGCAGUAUCCCAGAAACUUAAAUGUGCGUUGGAUUGAUUGUAUUUCAGAAUAAGAAUACGCAAAAGUUUUGAAGACCAAUCUCUUCUAGCGUGACUGAUUUUUGGACCACUUGAACGCUACAUUUAUUGGAAUAUUUUAUUUCAAGCAGAUUCCUAGAUUUUGCAAUACAAUGAAUGCCAAAACAUUAAGUGAUUUCCAGAGUUUCUUCCAUUUAUCUUACUCUGGAAUACAGUCAAUCGAACAUGCUGUAAGUAAUAUCUUCAAUUAAUAUCUGAUAUCUUCAAUUUUCUAAUUUCGUCGCUUGUUUUUCUCUUUUUUCCGCUUCUCACGAUAGGUUUAAAUAUGGCAAAUUAUACUACCGCUUCAGAAGAGCCUGGCGACGCAUUGCCAACAAGAAAUAUCGCCUCUACACCCGUGUAGGACGAAAAUGGAGAAGAAUCAUAAGACGUGGUAGAAGAUCCGUUAUUCGCGUCGGUAGAAGAUACAACGUUAUCCGUAUAACUCGCACAACCGUGUCUUAUCGUAAAGGCAAGCGAUGGGUACGUGUAAGACGGCGAAAGGUCAGACGUACUAGAAGGCGCCGACGAAGACGGUUCAGAAGACGAAGGAGGUACAGUGUAAUGCGGGUAUAUGUUACCAGACGGUGGAGGACAGUUUACAAGAGUCGUGGAACGUUCUAUUUCCGCUAUGGACGCAGACGUUGCAGCUUGAGGUACAAUUAAUAUUCUUGAGACAACGACAGAUUUAAAUUUUUGCUUUGGUUUCCUUCUUUUUGUAUCAGAUGAUUACUUAGUUAAUGGCCUCUGUAACCUUAAAAGAACUUUGACAAAGCCGUGUUCAACAGAGAAAAAAAUAAGAACACUGAUGCCCUUUUAGCUUUACUUCUUCGAAUUCCUCACUUUUGUUUGUCUUAGUCAUUAUAAUGUCAUGUUUUUCCUCACUAUGACAAAAUUGACAAACGACUAACGUUUGCAAGUAAGUCACUUUGACGUCAUUAGUGCCCUGUGCCAUUUCGAUAAAUUUGGAAACACGGCUCUUUUAAGAUUUUGUCCAAACAUUAACCACGAGCUGCUUUUUUCUAAAACAGAAUCCGAAGAGGAGUAAUCCGUUAUCGCCUUAGACGAAGGUGGUUCAGAGUUCCAUCAAGAUGGCUUAAAGUUCGGGUAAAGAGACGGUAUCGCCGAGUCAGACGAGUAGGUAGAACCCUGAGGUUCCGCUACCGUAGAAAGCUAACAAGACUUCGCUUCAGCUACGGCAGACUUCGAUUCCUUUACCGAGGGAAGUGGAGACGUCCUUCUACGCGCCGUGGCCGUCGUAUUAGGAGAAGGCGAAAACGCAGGAGGCGAAGGCGGUACUGGAGACGGUUCGGACGACGAAGACGCCGCCGUCGCCGCCGAUAUCGGCGACGAAACGGCAGCCUGACUAUCAAAUUCCGUAACAGGUUCAGACGAGUGUACAGGCGAAGAAGACGGUUCUGGUUCCGCGUCAAGGGCAGGAAGUAUAGAUUGAGGUGAGGCUAUAGGACAAUAACGAAAAAAAAACUUGUCAUAAGCACUAAACGUUCAUCUUGUCCUGCGCGCAGUAAACUAAAUAGUAAACCAGAAAACCUCAAAGCAAAUUCCACAAGUUUCCUGAUUUGGGCAGUCGCUCAAUUAUCAACCGCCGUGAACGUUGUAGUCGACAACCUGUGCUCUUUUUAAGAUUUUAGGCCUUGCAGAGGGUAGAGGUUAUUAAAAAAACUUACAAACUCUGAAAAAAUGAGGACACUUUUCCUUCUUUCUGAAAUCGAGGCAAGAUUUGAAUAAAUCGGCCAUUUUUAAGAGGAGUGUCAGACUAGGUCGGAGUUGUGUGGAAUUGUAUUAUGGGACAUUCCAGUUUAGGGAGAGAAGACACCUUUAAAUUCUGCGACAAGGGCGACUACGAGAAUUAGAUUUUCUUAAUACUACUAAGUAGUGCGCGUCAUUUUGGCUGGAAAACUCGAUGCCAUUGUCAUUCUACGACGGAUUUUAGCUAAAACUGUGGUCCUCGUCCUCGAGUCUAAUGAUCUCUGUUUUCGCUUUUUAAAUUGGCUAUGACGAAGUUGCGCGGGAAACUGGGACCCACUUUGUUACCCAAAACUGAUCCAUAUUCGGCAAAAAACCGUCCCAGUCUCAAACGUCAUUUUCUGUGCUGUGGGAAAGGAAGGGGAUUGUGGGCAGGUCGGCCUCAAAAGAGACAAGGGUAUGGUAAUAAUUUGAAGCUCUAGUGGUGAGAGCAGUCGGCAUGUUUUCGCAACUGAAUCGUAGUCAACAGUUACCAGCACCGCACAAGCGACUUAUUGACGGAAUCAAGCAAAGCUAACUACGAGUGAACGACUGGACAACUGACAAUUUCACACACAAUAAACGACUGUUUAACUAUGACAAUAGACGGAUCGAAACGCACCAAUGACAUCACGAGUCUUCAUAGCCAAUAACAUCACGGCUUAACUGACAGACGACCAAUAACAUCGCGACUUAAUUGACAGACGAUCAAUAACAUCGCGACUUAAUUGACCAAUCAGGUUAAUAACCAGAGUUUAAUACCAUCAACUGACGUGAUACAACUCUGUUUGACUCUGAAGAUGACUACCGCACAGGUUGUCAAAACGUCAGUCACCGUCAAGAACAACAGUCCUAUUCAGGACUACGUUCACCCGGACAAUCAUACUCAACCUACUUACAAAAUUUAGUGUCCCUUUUGUAGAAGUAGCUGCUGUUUGACAGUGGCCGUUAGCGGAGGCUGGGCUGUGUGAUAAGAUUCUAACCCGUCGAAACUUGAACCACUGUCAUUUCUGUUGUUUUGUGUGCCGCAAGAAGGUGAUGAAGAUUGGGGGUGGGCAGGGCUUAAAGGAGAAUGUGCUAUGGAAGUAAUUUAGAGCGCUAGUUGGGAGAGCCCUUAUAUAAAAGGGCGAUUACGAUAGUUUAUUUUAAAUGAAAAGUUACACGAGGGUUAUCGUGUGUUUCAUUCUAUUAUGCGGCUUUCCCACACUCUGCCAACCUUAAAGCCACGUCUUACUUAUGUAUUUUUCUUAUUUCUCAGAAUCCGAGGAGGAAGAACGUAUGUACGUUAUCGAAAGGGACGUUGGCGACGACUAAGGCGUUUGGUCCGUCGUAUGAAGAUUAUCAUCCGCGGACGAGCACGCUGGAUCUACCCGAAAAAAGGACGACUCGUGGUAAAUUACAGACGCAAAGGUAGAGUACUCCGCUUCCUAAAAGGACGACCGAGGCUUUACUACCGAAAGAAAUGGAUCAAGUUCGGCCGAAGAAAGACCCAGGUGAAGUUGCGACUAAGGCUGGGAGGAAGAUGGCAUUAUGUCAUAAGAAAGCGCGGUAGAUGGACCAUCCGAUAUAUGCGCAAGAUACGAAGGGUCAUACUGCGAGGUAGACGAUUUGGAGUCCGCUUCAGAGGUCGCUGGAGAUAUGUGCCUUCCAGAGGUGGUACCUUGCAGAUACGUUACGGAAAGAUUUGGCGGCGCGUAAGAAACUGCUGUAACAAGCUGCGGGCUGUGUUACGCGGACGACUCCGAAGAAUCCGGCUCCGUCGAGGACGAGCGAAGAUGCGAGGAAGAUAUGGCUGGCGCAAAAUUCGAAGGAAAACAUCCAGGUUCCGCUUAAUACGCAUCAGAGGUCAGUUUUAGUAUUAAUUAUUAUUCACGAAGGAUGGAGUGAUUCCUUACUUAAUUUACAAAUUGUUGAGGGUGCGUGUGUGACUCUAGGACUGUUUCCAUGAUAACCUUCUUACAGGAAAAAAGCCUGGUCAAAUAGUGUUUUCGCAACAAUGCUUCCCAGUUGAGCCAGAUUCUAACAGUUUCAUUUAAGUCGCGCAUGAGCUUUCAGUUUGAAAUUGUGCGAAAAUCUUUCAGUUUAGCAAUUCACAAGUUCUUUGGCUAAAACAAAGAUAGAAUUAUUUCCAUUUGUUAUUAUUUCGUACGUGUCAAUGUUUCGUUUGAGAUUUCUUGGACUUCUGGGUGUUACACGUUUUUAAUGAGGUUACAGAUUAGGACGUAAUGACCCUUAACUAAAUUUACCUAAGACAAGCAAAUAUCCUCCCCACGCUUCGCUUGUGAACAUUUCUUACGUUUUCUCUGUUUGUACAUGGGUAUUCUUUUCAACUCUCAGGCCCGUUUCAAACGUCGUGCUACUGCCGUGCCGAACUAAAUUGAUCGAAUUUUGCCGUGCUACACGGCAGUAGCUCGACUUCGUUUCAAACGUCGCGCUACUGCCCUGCCGAGCUCAAUUCAUAAAUUAUAAAUACAUUGGAAUAUCUUUUAACGGUUCACUAAACUGCUUUUUAUUUUUUAUUUGUUUUCCGCAACAGCUAUUUUAUUCGACUGAGUUAAAUUCGACAUCCGAAACCAAGUCGUGAUACAGUCAUGUUAGAGUCGUGCUGAAGUCGAGCCAGCUUAGAAAGGCAGUAGAAAGACCUUUGAAACAGGCCUCGAUAGCCUUGGAAAUCUUCGCGAAUUUACAACUUCAAAACGAGGCGUGGUGGUGAACUUUGCUUCUCUGACGUAAUCAUGCAUAAGAGCUAUUAUCAUCUUAUUUAUUUAUGGUUAUCUACAUUUUUGGCUUUUUGAUUGUUUAGACCAACCAGUUGUACAGAACGCCCACCAGGGAACAGAUGAGAAGAACGUGCCACUUUCAGCAGACCCCGGUUCCUUCACAAUUUCUGAACAACCGGACGAGAACACGCCAACCACCGUCGAUCCCAACUCCCAAACGUCUGAAAACCAGGCGGACAAGAACGAGGAAGCUUCUAUUGAUCCCAGUUCUUUCACGGACACCUCAGGUACACCUCAAGUGUUCGAUUCUCCGCCAACAGCCGCUGACCAGGAAGCAUCACCGCCAGCGUCGAUAUCCAAUGAGAUGAGUAAGGAGACUGGGGCGACGGUGAAUGUUAACGACUAUCUGUGAACACGUGACCGGAAGAUGAAAAUACGGAAUACCACUGGAGAACAGCUUUAAUUUUACUAACCCACUAACGUAUAUUAUUUAAUCUUUUUUUUUUUUGCGGCAGAAGGCGAUGGGAGGGGACAAAAGUAUACAGGCUAUUAAACGUUUAGUGUUAUUAAGUCCGACUACUUGUUGAUAGUGUUGAUAUGGUUGGCCUUACAUGUUUUAACUGCCGAUAUUUAACGUAACCUACUAACAAUGCUAACUUCAUUUAACUUUUGUAAGCUGUUCUCUUGCAUAACCAUUAAAAGCAUGACACAAAAAAAUGUUCGUGAUUUCCGG
Messenger RNA from Porites evermanni, 49678 nucleotides. NCBI's taxonomy places the organism in Eukaryota, Metazoa, Cnidaria, Anthozoa, Scleractinia, Poritidae. The record is from the annotation of a GenBank genome assembly.